Molecule: messenger RNA, 54959 nt
Organism: Podarcis lilfordi (Lilford's wall lizard)
Lineage: Eukaryota; Metazoa; Chordata; Lepidosauria; Squamata; Lacertidae
Source: the annotation of a GenBank genome assembly
CAGCCAAGUGCACAGAGGCUGGGAGUCACUCCCAUCCAUUGAUCCUCUGGCCCCGUCCAGCACUUGAAUGCAGCCCCCAGAAGGUUGCCCACAUCAUGGGAAAGGUCCCACGCCUGGACUAACUGGAGGAAGCGGAGCGGCAAGGAUUUGAACCCGGGGAAGAGAAUGUGCUCUGAUUGGCUGGUCAUACCAGAUGUGCUGUGAUUGAUCCCUUCUUCCUGUAAAUACAGUAAAAGAAGCUUCACUUCUUAACUCAGCCACGGUGAGAUUGUGUUUGGCUGUCUUUUACGUACCUCUUAGAGGUUGUGUUUUCUGCCCCUUUUAGUUCUUGCUGACUAUAUUUGGAGGGGGUGGAAUUGCAAUUGUGUAAUUACAAUUUGAAAACAACAAACAAAUAUUAGAAAUGCAUUAGGUGGCUCAGGAUACUGGAGCUUACCAAAGCUUUGAUCUUCAGCUGCAAUAACCGGUUCAUAUCAGCUUGGUUUGCACCAAACCUUGGUUUACUGAGACCCCGAGGGAGGAGUGUUCCCUUUCCUUUGUCCUUUUUGUUAUUGUGCUGAGUUAAGGUUUGGUUUAAUGCAUUGUUUGAACAGUUAAGCUCUCUCUCUCCUCAUUAACCAUGAGCUGUGGCCAGGACCUUACUUCUGGGUAUACCUUAGGCAAUUCCAUCCUGUUGUUAUUUCUGAGUGGGAUUCAGUCACAUCCCAGCAAAUUCAAGUUACAGGCAACUCCCCAUUUAUGUGCAUUCAAGGCACAUGCGACGCUACAAGGGUGCAUCACGUUGAACCUGGAAGUGACCCGAAAACGCGACAAAAAGGGUUGGAACGGGGUGUUUGCAAGCUUUUUCAAUGAUGUUUCAAAUACACCCCCAUUUCACUUAAACACCUGGUACCUUGGAACGUAACCCCCAUGUAAAUUGGGAAUUGCCUGUACUAAUUGGUUUGGGUGGUGUUGUGCAACCAGCCUGCUUUCCCAAAAUAUGACUUUAUUCACUAAGGAAAAUGACCGAAAAACGUACUGGAAAGUGUGGGAUAACACUUGCCUUCGCGCAACAUCGCCUCAUCUCCACACAAAUCAGGGUGUUCAUCAAAUAGCCAACGUUGUCUAAUGUCCUUGCAAAUAAACCAGGAUGAAUGUUCAGCUAACAGUCGUCUGGGUUGUCCUGUCACUUGGAAGCAGUUUGCUGCUUUCCAGUUCCCUGGGGAAAGAGCCUAGCAAAGUUCCUGUCCCAGUGCACCGGUCAGUAACACAACCAUCCAUCUUUAUUUAUUGAGUUAUUGUUUGUUUGUUUUUUUAAUCCCACCAUGUUGCAAACGGAGCCUCAAGGCAGCUUAGAAUAAACAGCAUAAUUUAUUUUGCUAUAAGCAAAACAGCAUGGCAAAAGACAAUAGACCCAACCAACAGGGAGGGAAAUGAAUGAAUAUAAUAAAAAUAGCACGUAAGACAACAUCUUUUCCAGGCAGGUGGAAAUAGAUGCAGGGUUUUUUUGCAGCUUCGUCAAAUGCCAACCCCUGUUUCUCCUCACCCCACCCCGCCUUGAUCCUGAUCGAGCCUUUCUGAGCAGGCGGAGGGGGGGGAACCAGAGCAAUUACAAGAAGAACCUGUUGCCCACGACCAGUUUGUGAGCAACAGGAUUAAACCCGGGUCUGGAAGGAAGAAGCCCCUUCGUCUGUUUUUGCUGCAACGGACUAAGGCUUCCUUGCUUUGCCACGGGCUGAAAAGGUUCGACUCCCCUCCAGGGGUUUUUUGCACCGAAGUCUUGCCUUAAGAGCAGGGCUCUAGCGAGAAAGGGGGUCUAAGGUAGGCUUUCGCCUCGCCCCCUGGCGCUCCGCUUAAGCGCGACUCCUCUCUGCUGUUGCAGGCGAGUCUUCUGGAGCAAGCGUGCGAGGAGGGCUGGGCUCCCGGUGCUCUUGUGGGUGGGUGGGUGUGUAUCCCCCCCCUCGGAGCAGUGCAGCCCCCUCCCCCCCUGCAUUCAGCUCCCUCCCCCUCGCACCUGACGUCAGCUUUCUGGGUUUCUCCUCCAAGCCCCUCCGAUGCAUUUGGACUCUCGGCUCUGGCACCAGGAACAAUGAGUCGCUGCCGGCUUGCAAGCUUCGCCCGCGCCUGCCUCCUGCUCCUGGCCGGCUGCUGCUGCAGCAGAGGUGAGUGGCGGGCAACAAAGGGAGAGGGAGAGGGGCUGAGCGGGCAACUUGCGCUGCAGAUUUGCAGGGCAGCGCUGUCCCAGGUAAGCCUUGGGCACCGCGGCGCUGCUCCCCUCCGUUUGCAAAUCAAGGCGGCGCGGGAGAAACGUGCUUUGUCUUGUUAACUCUUGCCGAACUCCGAUUCCAAUUCUGCAAGGAUUCCCCGGGUUGCUACGAUUAGUUUUUUAUGGUGUUAGAACCGAAGGUGUGAAUGUUCCCCCCGGGGGGUUGCUUCCACACCCCACCCAAUGUAUUUCUGUCCAAGCCACAAGGAGAUGCAUAUUUCGAGGUGUCUAGAGCUGGAUUCAUAUAAAUAUAAAUAAACACACACAGGUGGGGAAGGAGACGCACACAGUUUGCAGAAUGGGUUUUGCAAAAACACACCCACCUUCUCUCACUGCCUCUCCUCCGCGGUGUAACCGCUACUGUAAGUGAUUUGCAACUGGUGGCAGAAAAGGGGGCGUGUUGCGUUGCGCUUGUGUGCAAACCGGCCCACCAGGUGGGGGGGGGUUUGGUUGGAUUCCCCCUCCCCCCAUAUUUUUGUUAAAAAAUAUUUUGCAUGGGAUUGGGGGUCCUGAUGCAUGCAAGUAUCCCCCCCUCCGAGUCCACACGACAUCGUUGGCAUAAAAAUACCAGCUCCCCCCUAAAUCACAGAUCUAUGUGGAAAAUAAGCUAAAAAAAAAUAAGAAAGGAAAACCUGUUGCCAACGAUAUCUGAGACCCCCGUUUGAAAAUCAGAAGCGCUGUCUAGAAACCCCUCCAUGUUCUCCCCUUUUGCAAACCCUUUCCUUCCCCCAUCUUUAAUUUACUGCGGAAUAUUUGGGUGUCAAAACCUUCCACGUUCUGCGAGGGCCUCUGAGCCUCGUGGGGUAAAGAGAAGUCCCAGAAGGGAAACAGCCUGUCCUUUGUACUGUAAAGGGGUUAGGACGGGGAUUUCCCAAAUGAUCAAUCUGCCCACCCCCAAGUACUGAGAAUUGGGGGGGGGGGGAGGAGUUUUAUUACAGACGUGAGAGGCUGGUUGGUGGAAGGGGGUGUGCAUCAGCCCCCGUUCCUAUUAUAGUACAUAUUCGUAUACGUUUUGAGCCCCUCCGGGCAGGAUCCGUGCACCUCCUAUGCUGUGCACAGCGGGAAGCGUUGAUAAUCAAGAGUUGUAGAUUAUGAAGACUGAUAAUUGUAUGUACUGUAAGCGGGGUGCUGAGUCUUACUAUAUGGCCACAGUUUAUUAUCUGGCAGACGCUAUUGUUCUGAAAUAAAGCACGCUCCUUCCCCCCCUCCCAUGGGGUUGAGCUGUCUUAAUCAGGUUAAGCACCCCAGCUCAUGCUUUGUUUUGAGUGGGAUUGUUUAUUGUGAAUUUGGCUGCCUCAGGCUCCCCGCUCUACACGCUCCCCCCCCCAUAGUAUGGGGGAAAGGAUCUGGGUGAAGCAGAGACUUGGGGUGGGGGCGGAACAUCCCAUCCCUUGAUUCUGCAAGACUUGUUCUAAGAUGCCUAGAGAGGAAGGUUGAAGCCAGAGGUAGGGUGGUAGGAAGCUAUCUCUUAUACCAGGUCAGGUCAAUGGGACAUCUAAUUCAGUGCUGCCUACACGGGCUGGCAGCAGCUCUCCAGGGUUUCAGGAAAGGACCUGCUUGGAGAUAGAUGCUGUUGGGGAUUGAACCUGCAUCCAAAGCUGUUGUUCUGCCCAUGAGCUGAGUCCCUUCCUCAAAAGUUCCUGUUGGCCAUCUAUUGAAGAGAAGGUUCCCAUGUCUCCCCCACAAGUUUAGGCAAAUGCUAAGUUUGUUCACUGGGAUUUGGACAGAGGGAGCAUUUAUAGAUUUUGAGAAGUGAGUGAAGCCAAAGCCCCGUUGAGAUGACAGGAGGAUCAGCAUUGCCUCCUCCCCACCCCCACCCACCAAAAACGAGGGCACAGAGGGAUUCUGGGCACAUGCUCUGAGCUCAGCUUCUGUCUGGAACAGACUGCAUCAUCGGAGCCUGUUUGUCUGAGAUUUUAACGGCGGCAUCAUCCAGAGUGUAAGUUUUAAGGCUGCUGCUGUGGCACCAGUUUUCCUGUUGGUGUGUCAUAGCAAACCUGUAGGCAUGCACCCCAAAGAUGCUGUUCAGUAUCUGCCCUCCAAAAAUGGGGAUCUCAAAAUUUGGACUCUACAUGUGACCAAAAGCUGACAAAUUGUUGUACGUUUGUACAACAAUUUCCUUUCGUUUGUACAAACAGUCUCCAGUUUUGUGUGUGCAAAGCUUUCUUUUUGCUGCGUAUGUUUUCAGUAAAAGGAUGAGCAAACUUCUUCAGAUAAGGGAAUACAGUUUUUUUCCUGUUUUUGUAUUGGCUUAUUUAUUACUUGCUCAUUAAAAUAUUUAUAACCUGCCUUUUCUGCCCAAACGCUCCAGGGCAGUGCUCAACAAUGAAAUGAGAUGCAUAGUCAACACAUUAACAUUUAUGUAAAGUAGCAGUUUAAGCUUACAGAUAGAGUCAGUGGCAAUUGGGAGGUGGGAGGCUUAUCUGGCGACUCAGAGGGCUUGUGGAGUCCUUUGAAAUAACACAGCAAAGCUACAGUGACUUUGUUACAGCAAAGCUAGUAGCAAAAAUGGAACGAAGGGCAGAGAAAGGUGCCAACACGAAAAAGGCCUUGCUCUGGAUAAGCUACACACCCCAACUGCAUUUAAAAUAGUGAGGUACCUGAAUAGGGCUGGAUGAUAUCUAGUUUUCAACAUCAUGAUAUAUCAUGAUAUAUAUACUGGUAUAUCACAAUGUCUGAAAUAAAGGUGGAGCUAUGUAAAGGCAUUGGCUGGCUUAACAGUUUUCCCCACCUGAUUAUUUUUGUGUAGCAUGAGUAUAAACUUAUCAUCAUUCGUGAUCUAUUGCCAGGACAAAAAAUUAUGAAACCAAUAUCAAAAUAUGGACUUCAAACCAGUUUUGGGCGAUAUAUCGCCCAGCCCUCUAUCCUUCACCUCUGUGUACUUUUUAAGGGAAAAAAGUAGCCACUCUCAUCACUUUCAAGGGGGCAGUGAGUGUUUGCAUGUGUUGGGGUGGGGAAGGCUUAGGGCAGCCUUUCUCAACCUGUGGGUCCCCAGAUGUUGUUGAACUACCACUCCCAUCACCCCUAGCUAGCAAGGCCAGAGCUCAGGGAUGAUGGGGACCCACAGGUUGAGAACCGCUGGCUUUGGGGCUUUGUGGGCAGCAGGGAAGACCUCCAGGAUAUAAUGGUGCCCAUCAGAGCCGCUGCUGGUCACUUUAGACAAUACUGAACUAGAUAAACCGAAGGUGUGGUUCAUUAUAAGGCAGCCUCCUACACUCCUAUGGCGUUCUGACCUUGCUGUGUGGGGUCAUGCGCAGCCCCAGCUAUGCAUUUUAAAUUUAUUUCCCUGCCCCGCCUUGCAUAAAACAAGCGGGUGUAUGUGCUGCCCCUUCAGAGUAAGCGGAAGGGUAACAUUAGCAACUGGGAAGAAUUUGCAGUUGGUGUCCCAUGCGGCUCGUGAGAUCUCCUCAAGCCCUCAUCCCAGAAGCUGAGCCAUAAAAUAUCUGCAAAGAGGCUCUGUCGUUUGGACUCCUGCCUGAAUUCCACUCCCCACCCCCUGGCUAAUGGGAAUGGCCUGCUCAGCACUUCCCACCACGGCUCGGCUGCUGUCUUUCUUUGUGAAGUCUGCUGCUGCAGUGAUGGCUGUGGGAAGGACGGCCUUUCAGUGUGUAGCUGCAGGGCUGGGCACAUUCCUAACAUCAUACUGGUUUAUUUUUAGGAGCCCAGAGCAAGCUGCUCACCUGGGGCUCUCCUAUGUAUUUGAUACAUCCUUGGGAUGUAAGGGGGGGGGAAUAAUAAUUUCCUGGUUCCUGUGGACUAAGGAGAGCAGUCUCACUGCUAACCAAACGGCCACUGGUUUGCUGGUCCCCAUGAGAGGCUAACUGGUGUAUUAAUUCAUUAUAACAUAGCUUUUAGAUAUCGCUUUAAAUAACUGGUGGCUGGUGUCCUUUGGGACUGGGAGGGCAGAGAGGGACCAAGAGAAGGCGGAGCCACAGUCAGAGAUUGGCAGAAGUAAUUCCACUUUUAUUCUUAUCCUCCUCCCUGCUGAGUUCAACAAGGACAGCGCUGAGGCCAAAGAGCAUGGGUAGGCAAACUAAGGCCGGGGGCGGGGGGGGGGGCUGGAUCUGGCCUAAUUGCCUUCUAAAUCCGGCCCACGGAUGGUCUGGGAAUCAGCAUGUUUUUACAUGAGUAGAAUGUGUCCUUUUAUUUAAAAUGCAUCUCUGGGUUAUUUGUGGGGCCUGCCUGGUAUUUCUCCAUGAGUAGAAUGUGUGCUUUUACUUAAAAUGCAUCUCUGGGUUAUUUGUGGGGUAUAGGAAUUCGUUCAACCCCCCACCCCCCCAAAAAAUAUAGUCCGGCCCCUCACAAGGUCUGAGGGACAGUGGACCGGCCCCCUGCUGAAAACGUUUGCUGACCCCUGCCAAAGAGGAAGAAUCUCACAGGCAGUGCCAGCCCCUGCUCUGAUAGUAAGCAAGGAGGCAGGCAGGUGGGGCAGUGUUAGAAACUCAGAUAUACAAGCUAGGCGCCAAAUGGCUCCUUAAACCAGGCUUACAGUCGCCAAAACGGAAUGCCUAGUUGCCAUUUUGGGGGGCCAAGAUGGCUUGAAAGUUGCAUUUUUCAAUACAAGCUUUUGGUUCCUGAAAUUCAUUUUGAUGGUGCAGAUAAAAUAUUGUGGAUAGAAUUCUACAGGAUGUGUUGCUCAUGUGUGAAAACAGUGGGGAUCCAAAGAUCCUCAGGCUUGCGUCUCCAGAUGGUGGAGCUGCCAGUCACCAUCCUGGCACCUGGGCAUCUUCAUUUGGUCGCAAGUGGCCAGGAGCAAAAUGUGCCUAGCGAAUUUCAAACACUGAGGUGGGGGUAUUGACUAUGGUUGAUGGGGCAACGCCCCAUCUGCUCAAAUGGACCUGCUUCCACUGGUUCAGAGUGUUUGUGGCACCACCCAUUAAUCUUGCUUUAAUGCUUAUUUUAUUUAUUAUUGGUUCUUAAUGUCUAUGUAUCACAUUUCCUCCAAGGAGCUCAGGGUGGUCUACACUGUUUGUUUAUUCUCCUCCCCAACCUCUCAAUUGCUAUCCUCAUAACAGCCUGAGAGGUAGGCUAGGCAACAUGGGGAUUGGGACCCUGGUCUGCCAGCUCCCAGUCCCAACACUCUCAUAUUUACACUCCUCUGACUUUGUAAAAUAGGGCACAUUGCAGGGGCAGAGAGAAUGUCUAUCCCAAGGAGACAGGAUCUGAAUGCUCUGGCAGCCUGGAGAUAACAUCAACAGUGUAAUUAAUGUUUGAGUGAUGUAAAAGCAGAGAACAGAUUAAUAUGGUUAUAGCAAAAUAUGCAGGAAUGAAAGACUAAUAAACCAAGGAAAGAGAAGGAGGGAAGUCUCUGGAUAUUUAACAGUAUGUAAAAUGUUUAUUUUAAGGUGUAAAAUUGAAAACUUAAAAAUAUAUUUUUUAAAAUAGAGAGAGAGGAUCUGAAUGAUGAACCCCCUUAUGCUUGAUGCUCACAGUCAAUCAGGUUCUUGCUCACUCUUCCCCCCUCCCGUUUAUAGUUAUGUGUAAUUUCCUCACACCUUAAUGACUGAACUUGUAAUUCUUCUGAUGGAUGAGGUCAUAGUUGCUCAUCAUCCUCUUAACACGGCUUGUUUAAUUGGUUUCCUUGAGUCAGAGCCAGUGUGGAUCAAUGAACAAAGAGCUCACUUAGGAUCUGAGGGCCUGAUCUCACAGGGACACAGGAAGCUGCCUUGUAACUGAGUCAGACCCUCAGCCCAUGUAGCACAGUAUUGCUUACACUGGCUGGCAGCAGCUGUCCAGAGUUCCAGACAUUCCAAGAGAAUGAACCUGGGAGCUUAUCUUGCAAAGUAGGUGGUCUACCAUGGAGCUAUGAACUUUUCUCCACAUUUCACAUCUGCUCUGGCUUCUUUGCACAGAAAGUGGCUACGGUGUGCUUUGGUUCUGGAGAAGGGGAACUUAAAAUACUGUCCUCCUUCACAGGAUUGUCAUGGGAGCAAAAGUAACAUGAACAACAGCCUAAGUGAGUGUACUUCCUGCCUCGGAAUUGUGUAGGUACGGACUGGACCCUGGCUAGCACUUGCCCCCUUGUGGCCACUAAAAAGGACCCAGCAGAAUUGUCUGUGGGUGCCUGCACAUUAUUGGAACAAGUAGCGUCUUAAAACCAGUGUAACCACUGCAACUUGAAGGAAUGCUGGAAAUGGUCGUUUGGUGUGGAUAACGAGAGUCCAGAAGUUCUGGGAACAAGGGUGCUAGUCGUGAUUUUUAAGGCACUCCUAUGUUUGUGGUGUUGGCAUGACCUCUGCAACCGGAACAAGUCCUUCAGCUUGGCAAACAAACCAUGGGGACCAGAAACUUAAGGCCCAAUUCAGCUACCCUGUUCUGGUAGCAGAAGCCAGUGCAAAGUUUCCCUGCUUCCUACCCCUCUCCCAACCUUCCCGAAAUCUGCUCUGGAGGAUCAGAUGAACCCUCAAAACACUGUGGGAUGGGAGGAGAAGGGAGAGCCUUUCUGCUGGUUAAACACUAUGUUGAAUUUCCACCCUUUGGGUUGUAUUCAACUAAGCUGUACUCAGAGUAGACCCACUAAAAUUAAUGAACCUACGGUCAUCGUGCCUGUUAACUUCAGUGGGUCUACUCUGAGUAGGCUACAGCUUUGUUUUUGGUGUCAAAGUGAGAAAUGCAAUACUUUUUUGGGGGAGAUAUGAUGAUCUGCACUGCGGGGUACAUUCUGAGCCCUCCUUGCCUUAAAUGCAGUCUUCCAGAGGGGAUGGGCAAAGUCAAGCUUAAAAAGGGUGUGAGGAAGAGAAAAGGCGAAAACUUGGAGGAGGAUUGCUAUGUACAACAAGGGCCAGGAAUGUUAAACAGCUUAGGCUUGGGGGUGGGAGAGGCGUGACUCUGGUAUGAUAGUAACUCCUCACAGCCCCUCCCGAAAACUCUCACUCCUUUUCCCAGUGAGGGACCCAUUCCAUGGGCUGAGAACACACAAACACUGCCUUCUGCACUGAGUGAGACAGGCCAUUGUUCCAUCGAGCUCAGUACUGUCCACCUGGACUGCUAGCAGCUUUCUGGGAUAUUUGAGGUAACCUUGUUGUCGUUUAGCUGGAGGGGCAUGAGAUUGGACCCGAGGCCCACUGCGUAUACCAGGGGUCAGCAACCUUUUCCAGCUGUGGGCCGGUCCCCCGUCCCUCAGACCUUGUGGUGGGCCGGACUAUAUUUUUUUUUUGGGGGGGGGGGAUGAAUGAAUUUCUAUGCCCCACAAAUAACCCAGGGGUGCAUUUUAAAUAAAAGCACACAUUCCACUCAUGUAAAAACACCAAGCAGGCCUCACAAAUAACCCAGAGGUGCAUUUUAAAUAAAAGGACACAUUCUACUCAUGUGAAAACACGCUGAUUCCUGGACCAUCCGUGGGCCGGAUUUAGAAGGCAAUUGGGCCGCAUCCGGCCCCCGGGCCUUAGGUUGCCUACCCCGGCAUAUACGGCAGCCUCUUGCCUCUGAGCUGUCGCCCCCAAGAAAAGGCUGGAGCCAGGGAGCGUUUGACCCAAAGUCGUGCCCCGAACAUCAUUCUCUUCCAGUGAGUCUGAGCUGAUCUGUUUCCUUCCCUGCAAAGACUGACCUUUCUGGUUCCUGUGCGAAGGUACACAUUGUGCUUUAAAAGCUUGCUAAAUCACAUGCAAAGCUUGACAGGUGCUUUUGUAGCAAAGAGGUACUUCGCUCUCAGUGAGGUCUUCCCUCCCAACACUCCCUUAACUUUCAUGUGAAACGGUAGAUUUGAGGGAGGCUAUAAAGUAGGGUUUCCCAGACUUGGGUCUCCAGCUGUUUCUUGACUACAAUUCCUAUUAUUCCAAGCUAGCAGGACCAGUAGUCAGGGAUGAUGGGCACUGUAGUCCAAAAACAGCUGGAGGCCCAAGUUUGGGGAAAUUUAGCAAUCAACCCCUCUUGCCAGGGAACUCUAGGAAUUGUAGCUCUGAGGGUGGAGUAGGGGGUCUCGUGACAACUCUCGACACCCUUAACAAACCGCAGUUCCCUGGAUUAUUUCAGGGACAUAGGAACAUAAUGACGAGCCUGCUGGGAUCAGGCCAGUGCCUCAGCGAGUUCAGCCUCACAACUGUCUAGCAGGCAUCCCCAAACUCUCCCUCCAAAUGUUUUGGGGCUACAACUCCCAUCAUCCCUAGCUAACAGGACCAGUGGUCAGGGGUGAUGGGAAUUGUAGUCCCAAAACAUCUGGAGGGCUGAGUUUGGGGAUGCCUGGUCUAAAGUUCCAUGCUGCUGCUUUAACUGUAGAGUGCAUAUGGGGCCUUUGUAAAGCAUUGUGCGCAUGGAUGGGUUUUUUAAUAGAACACGUAACAUCCACAGAGCCUAGGACUUGCCGAUCAGAAGGUCGGCGGUUUGAAUCCCUGUGACAGAGUGAGCUCCCGUUGCUCUGUCCCUGCCAACCUAGCAGUUUGAAAGCACAAAAAGCAAGUUCAGUGGUACCUCGGGUUACAUACGCUUCAGGUUACAGACUCUGCUAACCCAGAAAUAUUACCUUGGGUUAAGAACUUUGCUUCAGGAUGAGAACAGAAAUCGUGCAGCAGUGGCAGCAGGAGGCCCCAUUAGCUAAAGUGGUGCUUCAGGUUAAGAACAGUUUCAGGUUAAGAACAGACCUCCAGAAUGAAUUAAGUUCUUAACCCGAGGUACCACUGUAGAUAAAUAGGUACCGCUCCGGCGGGAAGGUAAACGACGUUUCCGUGCGCUGCUCUGGUUCGCCAGAAGCGGCUUAGUCAUGCUGGCCACAUGACCCGGAAGCUGUACGCCGGCUCCCUCAGCCAAUAAAGCAAGAUGAGUGCCGCAGCACCAGAGUCAUGCGCGACUGGACCUAAUGGUCAGGGGUCCCUUUACCUUUUUAACAUCUGUGUGGUGCAGUGGUUAGGAUGUUGGACUGGGGUUCAAAUCCCCAGUUCACCUUGAAGCUUAUUGGGCCACUUGCUACCUCUCAGCCUAACACACCUUGCAGGGUUGUACUGGGUCCUUCAGGGUCCUUGAAGGAAAGGUGGGGUACAAAUACAGUGAGUAAAUAGGAAAAGAAAAUGCAACCUCGUGUUGAGCGAUAGUGGAAUAUAAAUCAGGUCCCUCCUGGGCUACUCCUUCGUAAUGGGAGGCAGCCUUCGCCUUCCCUUCUAUGGAGUUUUCCGCCCUCCCAAGUGCCCUUCCCUGCUCUUCCUUUUUUAUCUCCUCCAGAUGCUAUUUUAACCCUUCUGGCAUGCCUAUUAUUCUGUGCUUUGUCCGCUUGGAGCUUCCUUCUCUCCCUGCCCAUCCAGCCCCUCUUCCGUUCUCAAAGCGAGUUAAAUUCCCACUGGGCCAGAGCAUCCCGUUUCUUUCCUUUUGUCCCUUCUCCAGGCUGACACGCACAAGACAGGAGCUCUCUCUGCCUGGCUGACUCCCAUCCAAACCCUUUUAAAAAUUAUUUAUCUGCCUCGUCUUUUGGAAGCGGCCGGCUGGUGUCCCGUCAUUCUUGGCCGGGUUGCAAGUCUUGCGUCCUGAUAGUUCCCAGGCAAGCUAAAUAUGGUUAGCUGAAGCAGGGCCCUCCGAAACCUGCCUCCCUGUGAGUCAGGCUGCUGCGCGCUUCUCCCAUGACCCUCCGUCCUCAUCCUGGCCCAGCCGUCUCUGUGGGCAUGCUGGAGAGAAAAAGCUGUGUGCUGCGCCCAAUCUGGAAAUCAUCUGGGUCGGAUGGUGGAUCCUCUUGCAACGGUUCUUCUCUUGCUGGCUUCUGCUGAAUGAAAGCGCUUCUUUCUGGUGGCAAAGCUGUUGCACCAGCAUCAUUUGUUGCCUGUAGUGGGGGAGAGCAGUGCAGUUCUGCUUUGGCUGGGGCCCGGGCAUUCGGGAAUUGUAGGGAGGCAGGAAGACCAACAGUAAAGGUAAAGGGACCCCAGACCAUUAGGUCCAGUUGUGGCCGACUCUGGGGUUGCGGCACUCACCUCGCUUUAUCAGUGGCGUAGCGUGGGUUGUCAGCACCCGGGGCAAGGCAAGUAAUUUGCGCCCCCUAACCCGUGGAUUUGUGCCCCCUAACCCUAAGCCCCAGAUGUUGCGCCUGGUGCGGCCGGCCCCCCCUGCACCCCCCACGCUACGCCACUGCGCUUUAUUGGCCGAGGGAGUCGGCGUACAGCUUCUGGGUCAUGUGGCCAGCAUGACUGAGCUGCUUCUGGCAAACCAGAGCAGCGCACGGAAACGCCAUUUACCUUCCCGCAGGAGCGGUACCUAUUUAUCUACUUGCACUUGAUGUGCUUUUGAACUGCUAGGUUGGCAGAAGCAGGGACCAAGCAACAGGAGCUCACCCCGUUGCGGGGAUUCAAACCGCCGACCUUCUGAUCGGCAAGCCCUAGGCUCAGUGGUUUAACCCACAGCGCCACCCGCGUCCCAAGACCAACAGUAGGUAGAGUCAAAGCCAUUGAAGGAUAGAGAUACCCCUGGCUGGUUGUAAGUAAGAAGACAUGGAGAUAAGAAGAAAAGGAGAGCCUCCUGGAUCAAGCCUGUGGCUCAUCUAGUCGGGAAUCCUCUUUGCAUGGUGGCCGGCCAGAGGAAAACCCCGCAAGCAGGACCUGAGUGCAGCAGUGUGCAUUUUGUUUUGUUUUACAUGUGACUCCACAUUUACGUGGGGGUUGCAUUCCGAACCCCCCUGCACAUACAAAAAAUUGCGCAAAAUGGGGAGCAGAGUCCUCCUGGCUCCUGAGGAGACCUACCCCAGAGCCCAAAGAAGACCUCUUCAGGCUCCAGGGAGGGUCUCCUCGUGAGCCAGAGUGUCAGCAGGGCUUUGCUGAGCCUUCUCAGCAUCCUUCCUUUCUUCAAACUAUUUUUUAAAUAUUUUAUUUUAAAUUGAUGUGACUCACCCUUGAACCUUGACAGUGAAGGGUAGGUCAUAGGUUGAAUAAAUAAUAAUAUUAACGGGACUAAAGUUAUCUCGCUGCAUGUUUGUGUGUUUGAUAUGCGUGCUAAGAAUGCAAAUUCAUUUCGGUUGUUGUAGAGAGAAGGGUUUCUGAGGAGUGAGCAUGUGUGUCAACUACCCCCUUCCUUUUAACUCUCCAUAAAUGACAUCACAGGGGAAGAAUUUGGGCUGUUGGGUCAACCUGGGGGUAGUAGCCAGGUUGAUCUUCCUUUUCCUAGCAGCUUGGUGACAAAUGCCUUUUUUUUUUUUGCUGUCCCACCCAUAUAUAUCCCUUCGGCCAACACCAUACAGGAAAAUCAGGUUCUGCAGGCCUCUACAUCACCCUGAAGACUGACAGAACCCUCACCCCUCUCUCUCCAGCAGCUGACAGGUCUUUGGAAACAGAUUUUGUAGCACAGGUGAUUCUGGUGGUUGAAAUGCAAGUAGGAAUUAAAUAGGCACCUGUAGCUCUCAACUAGUUCCAGCCCAAAGGCUGGUGCCUCUGAAGAAUUGUGUGGCUGAGCCCUGCUGGAUUGGAGCAAAAGCCCACCUAGUCCUCCAUCUUGCUUUCUGUAGUGGCCAAGCACAUGCCUCCAGGGAGUUCUAACCAAUGGAGCUAUCUAGGCUGAGAGAGAAUCAUAGAAUUGUAGAGUUGGAAGGGACCCAGUGGAUCGUCUAGUCCAAGCCCUUGCAAUGCAGGAAUAUGCAGCUGUCCCACACGGGGAUCAAACCUGCAACCUUGGCAUUAUCAGCACCACGCAGGGCUUGGAGGCAAGAGCUUUCCCCACUGUUGUCCCCUGAACCUGGGUUUUACUUGGCCUUCAUGAUGACUAGUGGCCAUUGGUAGACCUCUUCGCCUCCAUAAAUUUGUCUAAUUGCCCCCUUUAAAAGCCAUUUGAGGUCAUAUGUCCAUCAGCACAUCUUAGGGCAGUGAAUUCUGCUGAUUAGCUAGACAGGGUAUGAAGAAGUUAUGCCGUGGACCCAAGUUCUAGAAGAAUGGGAAACUGGGAGAAAAAACUUAAUUUUUCUCCACUUUCUCCAUACUGCGAAUAAAUGUAUUGUGCCACUUCUUAGUAUUCAAUUUUUCUUCUAAAAAAACUCCCCAGCCUUCCCCAAAUGCUUUAGCUCUGGAGUUCUGAGUGAAAACUGGUUUCUCCUUGACACUGGCUUUCUCUGGUCAAACCACUCUCUCCACACACCUCUGCUCCGUGUCGUAUAGAAAAUGCAGGAAAACAGGUCACCUACAUCACAGGGUUCUUGAGAGUGCAAGCCACAGUGCUUUGUCUCUGUGCUUGUUCGGUUCCUACUAGAUCGGCCUGGUCAGCAGAAAAUGAAAGAUAGCAGUUAAGUGUUGCGCUUUAAAAAAGGAAAAAUAAAUAUUCUUAAAGCCGAGGUUGAUGUUUGGGAUAUUUUAAUUUAUUUUGCCUUUGGGGGAAGGUUUAGAAACAUCCAUCCCAAAACAAAGAAAAUCUGUUUGUGGGCAAGGACAGGUCCCUCUCCUUCACAGACAGAGUUUUCCUUCCACGUUAUAUGUGUGUAAUUGUGUGCACACAAGCACACGCUCCAAGCCAGAAGCAUCCUUUGCCCACGUUCACCUGCCAAAGAAAUUUCAACAACAAAAGGCCUGCUUCUGACGACUGUACUGUCGGGGCUGCAAGACUUGUCACCUGGGAGGCUGAGCUGCAAACACCAAACAGAUGGGGCCUGGGCUGGGGAAGUGAGCAAAGCUGGAAAGCUGAAACGUCCAGAUUGUUCCCAUUCCAAAUCUGGCACACAGCCCCCCCCCUCCAAAGGACACCCCCCCCCCCAGCUCUCGCUCUAACAAGGGCUUUAUUCUGCUAGUUAUAUUUCCACCCGGACUUAUUUUGACACAUUCAUUUCUUUUCUUUCUCUCUUUUCCUGCAGUUGCUUUCCAGGUAGAAAACUGACCGCUUGCCCUCUGCCACUGUUUCCCACCUUUCUGCCAGUUCUUUCAUUUGCUAAUAGCUUCUUAGACUUCGAUUUGAUUUCCCCUAUGAGUAGGGUCACUGAUGUUCCCAUUGUAUGGAUUGGGAAAACUGAGCCAGGGAUAGUGAUUUGUCCAAGGCAGGGUCCUGGACCUAAGGUGGUUGGGACAUGCUAGUAACUGUCACCUCACUCAGCGAUGAUGGGGGAACUCCUCCAGCGUAGAGAAUGCCAUUUUUUCUCAGCUUAAAGCCUGGGGUGUGUACUUACAAACACCUAAAUGCACACUAACAAAGCCAUUUCAUGUGCUGCUUUCACUGUAGGAGAUGUUGAAGGCAAAAGGAGCAAGCUACACUUUCCUGUAGGUUUUUGUGAAAGCUUCCUGCCCAAGCUCUUCAAGAGGGGAGAUUUAAUAUACACAUUUUUAGUUCACCCUUCACUACGCUGUCCCAGGACGGGCUGUGGUCUAAACCACUGAGCCUCUUGGGCUUGCCGAUCAGAAGGUUGGCCGUUUGAAUCCCCGUGACAGAGUGAGCUCCCGUUGCUCUGUUCCAGCUCCUGCCAACCUAGCAGUUUGAAAGCACACCAGUGCAAGUUGAUAAAUAGGUACCGCUGUGGUGGGAAGGUAAACGGCAUUUCCAUGCACUCUGGUUUCCAUCACAGUGUUCCAUUGCACCAGAAGCAGUUUAGUCAUGCUGGCCACAUGACCCGGAAAGCUGUCUGGCUCCCUUGGCCUGAAAGUGAGAUGAGCGCUGCAACCCCAUAGUCGCCUUUGACUGGACUUAACCGUCCAGGGGUCCUUUACCCCCCCCCCUACAUCUCAAUACAGCAAGCAAUGCAUAAACCUUACUAGACCAUGAAUAGAACCAAAUCAGUGGCAGUGAGAAAGAGCAACAGCACUGCAAUGGAAGGGGUUUUCUGACCUCCUCCUUCACCCAAAGCCUGUGCAGAAUGGUGGGUCCUCUUGACCCCAGUGUUGAAAUGUAUACAGCGAUGAGACCAGACGCAGCUCAAAAGGGAGGGCAUUUCACAACUGGGAGGCUACUACAGAGAAGUCCCUGUCAGAGCAUUCCCUGCAGAUCUCAACACCUGAACAUGAGAGAAGUCACUACUUCAGAAAUGUGGGGCCCCAAGUCACUUCGGGCUCUGUAUGUCAAUGUAAGCACCUUCUAGUGGGUUUAAGGUUUUACUAAGUAGCAUUUUAAUCUCUUGUUUUCUUUUAGAUUAUAACCUGCACUUUGGGAUAGAAAUGUGGACUCAAUGAAUAACCUCGUACAGCAUUUGGAUUUUUUGUUUUUAAGUUGCCAGAAUUUGAAGAAUGCUGGCUUCAGAAUAAAGCAAAUCCCCCUUGGUUAAGAGUAGCCAAUCUGCUCUCCAGAUGCUGUCGGACUACAACUCCCAUCAGCCCCAGGAUGAUAGUUCCCCUGCAUCUGGAAAGCACUACGUUGGCUCCCCUCCAUUGCCAUAGAUGUAGGAGUUGUAAGUUUGUCUCUCAGAUUCCCCCCACUCCUUCAGAGGUCUGCCAGUUGCCGCUCCAUCAUAAUGUUGCUCUGUGCCUGAUUGGCUUAGCUCUUUUUGGCAAAAUUAGCUAAAAGCAAGUAAAAUAUGAUCUGCCGGUUUCUCAUCUUCCCCUUCUAAUCGUAAUUCUGUGCUGUUUCCCUACCCUGCUCAGCCCUGCUGUGGUUUCAUGCAAUUACCUGCCAGUUAAUGAGUAUUUCUUCGGAAUUUAAAAGUGGAUGCCUGGACUUCGUGGAAGCAGAGAUCUCUCUAAUAGUGGGCUGUGUGGUUAAUACUGGAAAUGAAUUCCAUAAAGGCUUGGCUUGACUAUUACACGAUCAUUUUUUCUAUACUCAGUUCCACUUCGGUGCUAAAUCAGAGCCUGUACCAAUUGUACCCAAACCAGAUCUGAAGAUGCUGUUCAGUUGGCUCUGAUCAGAUUGAGCAAUGGGUGGUUGGUACUGGCUAUUUGAAGAUGUUAGGGAUUGAAUAUAGGGCCCUCCUGCAUGCAAAGCAAUGACCUAGAACCCCUCCAGUGGUCUACCUAAGCAGGCAGCACCUCAAUAUCUGGUUGUUAACCAGAAGGUUGGUGGUUUGAACCUGCACAAGGAUGGCUGUGGGCAGGAUUCCUGUAUCGCAGGGGGUUGGGCUAGAUGAUCCUUGGUGUCCCUUCCAACUCUUAGAUACUAUAAUCUAUGAUCACUUUGAUCAGGGUUGAGGAACCUGUGGCUCUAAAGAUGUUAAUGGACUACAGCUCCUAGCUAGUGAAGCCAGCGUUCGGGGGGCGAUGGGAGCUGUAGUCCAGCAACACCUGAAAGGUCAUCCCUUUCCUGAGGUAGAGUGUUGAAUUGGCAACAGGGGGAGCUGUGGGCUGCGAGACCCCUGCUCAGCUCUACAGUUCAUUGGGUGACGUUGGGCUAACCACGCUCUUGGCCUACCUCGCAGGGUCGUUGUGAGGAGGAAAGGGGAGGGACCAGGCACCCCACUCCGGGCUCCUUGGUGGACAGGGUGGGAAUAAUAAAUGAAAUAAAUGAAAUGGAGGUAGUUGGGAGUGCUCAAAAGGGUGGAUAAAUGGCAAAAGGUGUAGCGAAUUGUUUUCCAGUGGCAGCCGGGUUGGAAACCUAACUUCAGAUGAGUCUUCUCAGAGGGAGAGAGGGAAGGAAAUUUCAGGAGAAGAAAGGACAGGGCUAAAUAGACAGAAUAAUGCUAAUUUUCUAAUCUUGUGUAUUCUUAAAGCUGCUUGUUAACAGUGUCAUGGUUCCUAUAUGUCUAUUAAGGAUUAAUCCUCUUCUCCCCCCAGAAUUGGAGUCUUCAGCAUAUAGUGUCUAUACUUCAUUUUCAUGUCCAUGGAACCUGCAGUGGGUGUAUCUCUUGCUUUAGAUGCCCCCAAAUGACCUUUGGGGGGGGGUUCAUUUGAGCAGCUUUUAUCUGACAACACAGUUGGACAGGGCUGCCCCCGUACCCAUUUGGGACCUGCAUAGGACCUUUGCUGCAGAUGGAUCUUGGCUCGAAAACCUCAGCAGCCCCCUCCUCUGCUUCCCCCACCCCCUCCCUUCGUUCAGGCAGAACUCGGUGGGCGUUUGGAAACUGGAGACGUUUUUCGUGGAGAAUCGGGUCUCUGUUUCCAGCCGGUCUCUGCUGUGUCCUUUGCCCCGGCUUGGAAAGUUCCCCAGGGCUCCUUGCGGCCUUCUGCGCCCUGAAUAAAGCCAUUGUGUUGGCGGGCUCCCACUCGCCUUCCCAAAAAGAGGGAGGGGAGAGGAGGGGUGGACCCCUCUGAACUCUUUCCUCAGGCCUGAGGCCUGCCUGACAGGGGGGAGGGUUGCCUAGUGAGUGAGUUCCCAGUCCAGAAGAAGAGCGAAGUUGGUUGGGACUGUGAUUCCUAAACAGAAAUGCAUGCAGGAGUGAAGAAACCUUUCACGAGUUCAUUCCCCCUUGCCAUUUCCAUCUGUCUCAAAUGCUGGUGGGACCAAGCUCUCACUUUCGCCAACUGGCCUGCGCCCCCUCCCUCACAUGCACAACCCCCUCCUUUCCCUGAGAGCGUUGGCAGCAGCUGAUCCGACGUGCCAGCCACGAGCCGGGUGCCAGCUUUCGGACAGCGGGCUAACAAAAGGCACGUUUUCUGACUUGUGCUGAGUGGCGCACGCUAGGCAAUUCUUGGGCCAUGAGCUCAUGGCACCGGCAGGAAAUGGUUGGUGCCAAGGGGGGGGGGCGUUGUAGAUGGAUGAGGAGGGCACAUGGGUGGACUGGUAUUCUGACAUCAACCUUCGCGUGGCUUGACUUGGCUUUGCAGCUUCCUGCCCUCCAGGCAUGGGGGAAGCAAAGUCUAGAAAUGGAGGCGGUUUUGCGAUGAAGAUUUCUGCGAAGCUUGAAAGCUUGCCCAUUCCUACCUGCACUUUUAUCUCAGUUGCCCCAAUAAUGAAGAACCUCUUUUCUUUUUUCUUUUAUCUACUUUGGCUCUCUUCAUAAAUUCCAUCCUUCCGACAGUCUGUAUAGUCAAAAUGUUUCAGCUGUGUCACAUUUUCCAUCUAUUUAUCGACCUCUGCAGUGCAGGCUAUUUUAGGCUGAUUUUUUUUAAAUAUAAUUCUUCCUUUCCUUUCCUUGAUUCUCUUUCUGUGCUGGAGAGGGGGCAGUCCAAAUUUGGAAUAUUGGGAUAAAGAGUUCACCCAGAAGCAGCCCGUGGACCACGGAUACGAGGAUUAUUUUUCCCCCUGUGAAAGGAUGUGCAUCCCUUUGAGGGGGGUAUUUUGGGGUCCAGAGUUGAUGGUGGAGAGCGAUGUAGCCAGCAGCGGGAGGAACCAGACCCCAAAGUAGGGUACCCCUUUCCCCCAUCUCUUUCUUUCCUUCUACCCCUUCUUUCUCUUCCUCUCCACCCAACAGCUGCCAAGGGGUACAGAUACCUUGCCAGUGGUGUGAACUGAUUGCUUACCUUGCAAUCUUCUCUUCUUUCCAUUACACCAUCUAUUUUGCUUUUCCUCUCCCUGCAGAGUCCAGUCUUCCACCUCACAUGUCUGAAAUUUUGGUUCCCCUUUUUUUUGCUGUAGGCGUCUAGAUCCCACAAAGAUCAGUUCUUAGAAGUCUUGGAAAAGUCUGCUCAGUCUUAUGACGCCGGCUUCCUGCAAGCUUAUGAGGGGGGCUUGACCUUGUUGUAUAGAAAUAUAUUUGCUGUGAUGGAGGUUAUAAUAGUCUUUAAGGCUAAAUGUAGUGAAUAUUGAUUGCAAUUUACAGUAACUGGGCUGCAAGGGAGAGAGGGAGAGAGAUUUUCAUAUUUCCCUCCGUGAUGGAGAGUGGGGUUUUCCUGCCGGAGAGACGGCUCCAUCCUUCCUUGCCCACGGUUUCUACGCCAUUAAGUCUUCCUCACUGCAAGCUUAUGCUCCAGUUUCCUUUGCAGCUCACUAAUGGUUUCCUGCCUUUAUUAACCUUUUGCUUAAUUGAGUUGGGGGGUGGUUUACAUCACCCUGACUCAAUAGGAUCAUACUGGGGUGGGGAACUAGAUGCCUGAGGGGCCAAAUGUGGCCCUCUAGGAACACAUGUGAUGUUCAAACAACGUUAGUGGGAUUUCAAGAAGCACUGUGAAAUUUGAGAUGUAUUGUUAAAAGAAAUAAGAGAAGUGGGAGGGAAGAUUAAUGACAAUACUAAUGAGAAGGAAUGCGUAAUUAAGAGGUAAAGAUGGAUGAUUGACAGAGAAGCUGAGGGAAGUCCAAAAAGAGAGAAUUUGUUUGUUAAAGAUUGGCUAAAAUUGUAUGUUUGUGUUGUAAAUCAAUAAAAAUUGUUUUUUUAAAAAAUGUGGCCCUCUAGGCCUCUCUUUGCGGCCCUUUAGAGGUGUUUCUGCCUGUCUUGAAUUCUGAUAAUUCUUUAAUCUAAAGGCAGCCCUAUAUUGGGGGAUUUUUGAUGGUUUUAUCAUGUUUAUUGUGUUUUUAAAUAUACUGUAAGCUGUCCAGAAUGUGCGGGAUAUAAAUGUUGUUGUUGUUGUUAUUAUUAUUAUUAUUAUUAUUAUUAUGAUGCUGGUUUGGGUGCAGGCUAGGAAAGGGAGUGUGUAAAAGCUUGCCUACUGUAAAGGGGUAAAAAUUAUAUCCAUUGCUCCACCCAAUUUUUGUCUCCAUCAGUCUUGUCUGUUUGCUAAGCAAACGUCUGUGUUUGCACACCACAAACUUGAGGCCAGUCUCCCCUGCAACUCCUUUGCUUAAGAGUCUGGGUCUUCCGCCUCUGGCGCCAAAGUCUUUUGUAUUGAUCCAAAAGUUCCUUGCUACCUUCGGGGGGGGGGGGGCUUCCUUCCCUUGUCUCCCCCUCCCCCAAUCCCUGGUUCUAAUUACCCUAGUUCAGAUCUGCAAUUAGUAAUUUUGGGAUUUCAGGUGAGCUCUACCAAGAGAAGGCAGGCUGUCUUUCUGGGGAUAUUGUUCUCUAGGUGGGCAUUGUCUUCCAUUCAUACUUUUGGCUGAGUUCUAGAUGGGCCGGAUCCAAUCUUGGGGGAAAGGGACAUGUGUCCUUGAGGGAUACAGUCUCUGUGGAUCUUUUCUUGGUCAUUUGAAAUGGAUACAGCGAGGGGGUGAGGGGAGCUUCUCCCACAGGUCUGGUUACCACUCUGUUUUAUAUACUGCAAAUUGUUUUACCCUCUCUUCUGUUUUGCCUUCACUCCCCGGAGCCCCAACCAUAGCAUCAGAUCGAUUUGAACUCAUUACUUCUCCCCUGGAGUCCAGCCAGAGGCUCCAUUAUCUGUGCUGAGCCGGGAAUCAGCCCAACCACCGGCCCACCUGCAAGCUUCCGUCUGUUCCUCCCUGACUCCUUGGAGAUGCUUUGAGGGUGCAUAGAAGGGGCUGGAGAAAGGGGGGGCAGGUUGAGGAGAGAGUCAACUCAGCAUGUUUGCUUUCUCUCUUGCGCGGUUCAGUAAUGAUAUCUAGUUUCUUUCAAGCCAUUUAAGUGAGCCACCCCUUUCCCUCUAUAUUUCUCUCUGCCUUUUGUCAGAGAACUCCAAAGUCUUGUCAUAAAGCAUGUCAGACCUUGUUCUGAAGGCUGGGUGCUUUCUAACAAUUCAUCCCUUCCACGUUGAAGCUCCAACCCCUCUCCACCCCUCUCUGCAUCUCCUUUCAUCAAAGACUGCAGCGCUUAAAACCAUCUCCCGUUGUCCUUGGAGUGACUUAGUUCCUGCAUCCAGGGCUGGGGACAAGAAGUAUGCAGCUAGGAAGGAAGGCAGUCGGAAGGGAUUGAGGGAUGUGCUCAGGGUUUCUCUUUCCCAGCAGUGGGGAAUCUUUUCCAGCCCGAGGGCCACAUUCUGUUCUGGGACAGCUUUCUGGGGGCCGCAUUCCAGUGGCGGGCAUGUCCACGGGCAAAAGUGGGGUGGCUCAAUGAAUGUGAACACUUUGUUGUAGUUUAGUCGUUUAGUCGUGUCCGACUCUUUGUGACCCCAUGGACCAGAGCACGCCAGGAACUCCUGUCUUCCACUGCCUCCUGCAGUUUGGUCAAACUCAUGCUGGUAGCUUCCAGAACACUGUCCAACCAUCUCGUCCUCUGUCGUCCCCUUCUCCUUGUGCCCUCCAUCUUUCCCAACAUGGUCUUUUCCAGGGAGUCUUCUCUUCUCAUGAGGUGGCCAAAGUAUUGGAGCCUCAGCUUCAGGAUCUGUCCUUCCAGUGAGCACUCAGGGCUGAUUUCCUUAAGAAUGGAUAGGUUUGAUCUUCUUGCAGUCCAUGGGACUCUCAAGAGUCUCCUCCAGCACCAUAAUUCAAAAGCAUCAAUUCUUUGGCGAUCAGCCUUCUUUAUGGUCCAGCUCUCGCUACCAUACAUCACUACUGGGAAAACCAUAGCUUUAACUACCGUAUUUUUCGCUCUAUAACACGCACCAGGCCAUAACACGCACGUAGUUUUUAAGAGGAGGAAAACAAGAAAAAAAAUAUUCUAAAUGAAAUAGUGGAUAUAUGAUUUUUGUGGUUCAUGCUGUGGCCACAGACAUGUGAUCUGACAGUGAGUUUGGAGUAGCCAAAUGCAAAAAUCCUGAGGAUCCAUGUGGAUCCAUGCUUUGUAACCAUGGAGGAGAGAAGGAAGGGAAACCAUGGAUCCUCUGCUCACGACUGCAGCAGAUCCCCCCUGCCACCCGCAGGCAUUUGCUCCAUAACAUGCACAGACAUUUCCCCUUACUUUCUAGGAGGAAAAAAGUGAGUGUUAUGGUGCAAAAAAUAUAGUAUAUGGACCUUUGUUGGCAAGGUGAUGUCUCUGCUUUUUAAGAUGCUGUCUAGGUUUGUCAUUGCUUUUCUCCCAAGAAGCAGGCGUCUUUUAAUUUUGUGACUGCAGUCACCAUCUGCAGUGAUCAUGGAGCCCAAGAAAGUAAAAUCUCUCACUGCCUCCAUUUCUUCCCCAUCUGUUUGCCAGGAGGUGGUGGGACCAGUGGCCAUGAUCUUAGUUUUUUUGAUGUUGAGCUUCAGACCAUAUUUUGCGCUCUCCUCUUCCACCCUCAUUAAAAGAUGUAAACGCUACCUUAGAGCAAUAUACUAGUUUCUACACACUCAAACCACCCAUCUUUAACCUCCAACCUGGCAAGGAAAAGGCAUUAUCACAGCUCAGUGACACAUUCUGGCCAGGCAAGGAAUGGCUGAGGAGGAAGUAUCACCUGGAGAAAAUCCUGAGGACCAAAUACACUAAGGAGCUGAUGUUCUCUCUGCCAUGCCGCCUGCCCAUUAGCUGGUUGAAUUUUCAUCUCCAGCUGGGCAUGGACCCAGGUGUCAAUGGUUCUCAGCCACCAGCUAGUUAGUAAAAGGCUGGCUCUAGAACGUGACUCUGUGGCCGGCUUAGUGACGCAUUACAUGACAGGGCAAAUGCUCAUCCACUGGGCUUAUGGCCCAUCUUUAACUGGAUUUUCAUAAAUGUCCCUGUCAGUUGGAUGGACAUUUUUCUGGUUCAGCAGUAAAAAGCAAAUAUGAUAGAUGGGACCAGGCGACCCAUGUCCGCAGUUGUGUGUGACCUAAAGGACGUGGAGAAAUUUCAUGUAGAACCUUUGCCAACCUGGUGCCCUCCAGAUGUUUGAGACUACAGCUCUUACCAGCCUUGGCCAGCACAACUGUGCUGGUUGGCACCUCUCAGACGUUUUGAGUUACAGAUCCCAAAGUUACCAGGCUCCCAGUGGCUGUUACAGUAAACUAAAGAAAUGGAAGAACCAAAUUAUAGGUGCUGCUUUCUCAGUCUGUGGAAGAGGAAGUUUAAGAAAUGGUGAACGGCACGCACCAGUGAAAGGAGAAGUUUGAAUCUUGGCUGGUGUUAAUGUAAAAAUUGCUCAAGCUGUCAAACAGGGGAGUUGAACAAACAAGAGGGCCCAGCAGUCUUGAAAGCUGCACAAGAGGGUUUUCAUCUGUGACCCUUCUUCUACAUUUGGAAAAAGCAAUAAAAGUGUCCAGUGUUACUUUAAGAGGCAGGAGGAGCUGUAUAUUCAGAACAAGCACCCUCCAACUCAAGGAGGAGGUGCUAUGCUGUUUCUAUCAUACUUGUAGGGUUUCCAUGGGCAUUUGGUUGGUCUCUGGGUAUUCCCACCUCACAAUUUUCAGGUGGGAUUAAAUUACACACAACAAAAUGUCUUCCCCCUCUUUUUUUAAACGGACUUUUAGAGGUAAGGAGGUGACAGGAAGAUGUGCUGGAUAACAUUUGCUUGACGCAGUGUUGUCCAGCCUCCUAGCAAGCAAGUUGUAGUGAAUGCUAAAUAAACAGGUUGUCUGGAAGUGACUUGUGGGAAGAGGACUUGGGAACUUGGCUCCCAAAUGUUCUUACAUUAGCUAUGGCUGAGCUUCAUAGAAUGGUGGUCUCUUAAUGGCCACCGAUCUUGAGUGACCAACCAGAUGCCCAUCAUGGGUUUCCUUUUCCUUUUCUUAUUUUUUAUAUUUUUUAUUUCUUGCUCACAAGUGCAGAAUAGGUGUCCCUUUUCCCCCCUGCUGCCUUGUGAGGGGAGUAUUCCAAGAGAAAAAAAAGCUAUGGGCAGGAUGUGGGCUUUUGUGGCAGUCUGUCCCCUGCAGCCCACAAUACGGGCACUGAACCCCAGUCCCAGACAUAGCAAGGCGCCAUUUUGGAAGAACCACUCUCUGCUUCUCUUGUGUGGUUGGUGGCUGUGUGUGUUACUUCUGUGGCAGAGCCUUUCCCUGCUGGUUGUCAGAAUUAAAUUUCUGACCACCAUACUUGUGGGUCCUUGAUUCAGAAUUAUGUUGUCAAAAAAAGAUGCAUGUGAUUAACUCUUGUUAAGAUGAGGCUAUAGAAACUUGGGAAGAUAAGCAAGUUGAGAAAGCUGAGAUGGUCACUGAAGGCAAUGGUGGUCUUCUCCAACGUUCCCCUUUAGGGGUUCAGGUCUUCUCAGAGGGUUCUUGCUGUCAUAUCCUGCUUCUGGCCUUUCCAAAGGCAUCUGGGAAAAAAACCUCCUUCCCUGCAGACCAUCCUUGGCUUUAGGAUCAGCUAUGGGGUCUAUUGGUAGUUCAACCACCCUCAGAGGUUUGGAGGUCGUGGUGGAAGCCUUUGAGAGGCCCUAGGCUGUGGAAUUCCCUCUCUAAAGAGGUCCAUCUGAAAUCUUCAACAUAUAGUUUAAAUUCAGUGUUGCAGAUGCACCUCUUUACCCUUGGCUUUGACAUCUAGUGAACGUGUUUUAAGACCAACCCUGCUAUUGUGACUGUAAGUUGUUUUAAACUGUUCUUAAUGCUGAUUUUUAAAAUUGCUGUAAGCUGCCCUGGGACCUGGCGGUGGGUUGGUCUCUUGCUGUUUGUGGAAGCAGUUUCUCAGUAGCACAUGGAAGCAACACCGGCGUCUCUCCCUCCCUUCCCAAAUCUGCUUUAUCCAGAUAAAGCAAAUAACAUCAGCAGAAGUAAUUUGGGAUUUCCUUGUAGGAUGGAGGUGGGGUGGGGGUGGUACUCUAAUCCCACCAGCUAAAUGCACAUGUAAUGCCAUAUAUACACGUCCAAGCCUUUUCUGUUUGUCUGUUGUCUGGAUGAAUCAAACCCCAGCAGAUGUUCAACAAAAGGGCCAUAUCCCCCCAGACGGGUCCAGCAUCCUGCUUGGGGGAUCUGUGAUGUCAUCGCGGAACAAAUGGGAGGUGGGGAAUGGGCGGGCAGGAUAUCGCUGGUGGUGAGGAGGAAGAAGAGAAGAGGGUAAUUGGAGCAGCCUGGCAGGUCUGCCCACAGCUGGGGUUGAAUAGAAACCUACUUGUGUAGGGGCCUAAUCUCCGGAUCCUCCACCUGUUCCCUUGCAAACAGCGUCUGGAAAGUCACUUUAGUGGGUGCAGCCAAUUUCCCUUUCUUGGGCUUGAUAGAAACAGCAGCCUCUGUGUGUGCAUCUUGGAGGAAACACAGCUGCUGUUUCUCCUGUCCUUCCAGACUUUAAAAAUAAGAAUAAAAGCCCCGGGCCAAGAUAGGCCUGGAAAAAGGCCAAUUAUGUGACUCACAGAAAGGAUUCCUACCAUUCACCUGUGAAUUUUCGAUAAAUUUUAUGUCUGCUUUUUCGAGUUUGAUCUUAUCGGCAUUUUAUUAUGAAUAUUUUAUAUUGUUCUAUGUAAACUGUUUAAAGGGGUCUUUUUUUGCUGAUUAAGGGGUAUAUGCAUCUUGAUUGGAAAAUAAAGAAAUGUGCCAGCCUCUGGGAAAUGGAACAAGGGAGAAGAUUUUUUUUUACUGAGGAAACUAGUCUUCAGUAUAAAAUAAGGGAAGCAGUUGUUUUUUAGUGUAAUAUAGAAUUCCUCACAUGGGGAUGGUUUGAGGGUGGGAUGGGAUACAGGGUGUGUGGCUGAGUUAGAAAGUCUUAUUGGCUUCUUGCAUAAGGUGGAAGCCCCUUCCAACUGAAGAGACACACUAUCAUGAACUGGGAAACAUUCAUAAAGGAAGUGUACUCUGCACAUGCUCUGAGGUACUUGGCUCGUAGGGUUAGGAUGGUGAUGAUUAUACACUCUCUUUUUUCCCUUUCCACACUGGCAGCUCUUUGAUGCUCAAGGGGUACAUAUGUAAGCUGGUUUUAUACCAAUUUCAACUGUCAUGGCUUCCCUCAAAGAAUCCUGAGGCUUUCUGUGUAGCCAAGGUGCUGAAUAUUUGGCAAAAGAGCCAGAAUGGUUUCCUAGAGAGGCAGAAAUGACUAUUGAACCAGUUUAAAGACUUUCUGGGGUAAAUAUGGAAUGACCUCUCCAGGAGUCUCCAGGGGAGAGGCCUUCAGAGACCAGCCAUCCACCCUGUUGCCAAGCAACCAGUACAGUCAAUGGGAAAUUCACAUAAACUUAUUGAUACUUGGAGGGGACUGUGGGGGAUUCUUUUCUAAUUUGUUUUAGUGAUGUGAAAAUGCCUCUUUAAAGACGAUGCUUGCUACCUGCAGUUUUUAAAAGCACUUGUAUUCUUUUUUUUUAAAAAAAAUUAAUCCUGUCUGCGGUUAAUCUUUUUUUUUUAAAAAAAAAGUUUUUAUUGCUAUAAUCCAGAACUGUGGGUGCUGUGGGCCCCCAAAUAUUGGUGGAGUUCAAUUAUCUCUGACCAUUGGCCAUACUCCUUAGGGCCCUAUCUGCAUUAUACAUUUAAAACAGUAUCAUACCACUUCAAACGGUUGCACCUUUCACACAAGGAUAUUGGGGAAACUAUAGUUCAUAGUGCUGAGUGUAGUUAGGGAACCGCUUUUCCUCUCAGAGCGCUACAGUUCCCAGAAUUUAUUGGGAAGAUGGAUCGACUGUUAAAUCACUCUAGAAACUAUAGCGUUGUGAGGGGGGAAAGGGAUUUUGCCUAACAACUCUCAGCAGCCUUAACAGGAUUCUUUGAGGGAAGACAUGACUGUUUAAAGUGGUAGGAUGUUGCUUUAAAGAUAUAUUGUAGCCAGGACCUAGGACAGAUGGGAUUUGGAGUUCAACCACAACUGCAGGACCACAGCAUCUCCACCCCUGGAUUAAUGGGUGUGAACUGUGGUAAAAGUAUGAUAACAUAUGGGAAAAAGAACAAAUUCUCCUUUGCUUUUAAGUGGGUGUGGUACAGAUGUGAAAUAUUGCAGGGUACGUGAGUUGUACUGUCUUUUUUUUGGGGGGGGGGGUGGAAUCAUAUUGCCAAUUUAUUAUAUGGUUAGUAUUCAGACAAUUAAUGGUAGGGGUUUUAAUUGUACAAAUAUUCAGUUCAUUAAGUGGUUAGAUUUGAUGUGUGAGAAAGCAGUCAACCGUUCUAAAGAGAAAAGCCGUACUUUCUUUUUUAGAUCAUGUGUGCAGGUGUCACACCUGGUGUCUCAGAAGGGUUAGUCCCUUUUAUGUCCCAGGAGGCAAGGCUUCUUCUAAAAUGAACCUGUGGGGUCCCCCCUUUUUUUUUAAAAAAAAAGGCUCUAAAAUGGGCAAUCAAAAUGAUUAAGAGGAUGGGUGUUUCUGAAUACCAGUUGCUGGAAUCCCCAGGAGGGGAGAAUGCCGUUACACUCAUGUCCUGCUUCUAGCAGCCGGAUUAUUAUAUUCUUAUAAAUACUUGUAUUUUCGUUUGUUUGUUUUUUAAAAAAAUGUUUCCCAGAAACGUAACCAUUUAACCAACUAGAUGUUGCAGCCGCUGAUGCUUAACAUUGUGUGAAGAGCUUGCAAGGAAGGGAGACUAAAAUAAUCCGUGGAACAAGUUAGUCUUGCAAAUAUUAUGGGCUUUUGCCUGCUAGGAAAUUCACACAAUGGGCAUGGCAUUCCUUCUUUCACUUGUUGGAGGUCCAAAAAAGAAUACAGUGGACCCUCUGGAUAAGAACUUAAUUCGUUCACAACCCAAAAAUAAUGUAAAUAGAGGCGUGCUUCUGCGCACGCGCACAGCGCGAUUGAGCACUUCUGUGCAUGCGCGUGCGGCAAAACCCAGAAGUAUACAUUUCCAGGUUUGCCGUGACCAUAACCCAAAGAUUCCGUAUCCAGAGGGAUACGUACGUAGAGGUACGACUGUUUAUUUUACCAGAGAGGAUUGGAAAGGGAGGACAAAAAUUGCUCUCCCUAGAAAGCAGCUGAGGUGUUGCCUGGAGUUCUUACCUCAAAUGUUUCCUCCCCUCUUUCUCUCAGGAGGAGCGGAUAGCAAUGUGGCAGUCUAUAUGCCGGAUUUGGUGGAGGCAAAGCUUGGGGAUACAGCCAUUAUCAAAUGUGAAUUCGCCCUCCCAGAGAAUGGCAGCUACGUUUAUGUCAACUGGUACUCGGUAAGUCAAAAGAGGGUUUGGGAAAGGUUGCUUUGGGGAGAGGGUUGGGAAUGGAGAAACACCACAGUCCCCUCCUUAACUUGUGAAGGCAAGAAGUGCAUAGUGGGCCAGGAACAUGUUCUCUACCCUUGUUCCCAGCUUCCCUAUGGGCUCCUCUUCUGACCUUCUCCUGUUGAGUGUGGAAGGUUGAAGAGGGCUUCUAAGUUCAUUCUGCUUAGAGAACCAUCCCCGCAGUCUAGAACUCUGCACUAUCAGGGUUCAGAAUUAUGAGGAGGCUUCCAAGUGCAUUCAGCUGACCAUGCGUAGAAAGCCCCUUUUGAUGCAAUGUGUUAAGGUUGGGGAUAGGGCAGCUGUCGGACCCAGCAUGUAUUGGGGACAUUGUGAUGCCAGUGCAUGGGCACCUAGUUCCUUACACACCUUUUUCUUGAGUAUUUUAAACUGAACACCUAAAGAGGACUUGUGUCCUUGUGCUUUCAUUGGGCUCAACCAGAGUUGAAAGUGAAUGGAAGCUUUUGAGUGAUGCAGAGCUAUUUGUCACUCUGGAGGAACACUCUGAAUCAUGGAAUCAAAGGAUUAUAGAAUUGGAAGGGACCACAAGGGUCAUCUUGUCCCAGCCCCCUGCAAUGCAGGGAUCUUUUGCUAAACAUGGGGCUUGAACCCUCAAUCUGCAAUUAGCCCCUUCACAUUCCAUUGUGCUUGUCCGCUUUGUCCAAAGCAUGAUCUUGUGCAUUAAUCAUAUUCCCCUCUCCCCUGGUCUCCCUUUUAAAUCCCAUUUUUCAGCAAUCCUUUGUUGUAUCUCACUGAAAUCUCUCAUUCUCUGCUUGCACCAGGUUCCCUUCUACCCCCACCCUCACUGCCUUUUUAUUAGUUCUUACCUCUCCUGCCAACCCUAUGUCUCUAGCCUUACAGCGUAAUUCCUUUGGGCUGAGGUCUUUACUAUGUUAAGCUGAAUGUGGAAAGACUUAGGAUAGACAAAAGGAAGUACUUGACACUGUACAUAGUUAAACUAUGGAAUUUGCUGUGACAGGAUGUAGUGAUUACUGCCAACUUUGGGCAGUUUUAAAAGGGGAUUAGAAUAUUCACAGAGGACAAGAAUAUUGUAACUCCUGUAUCAGAGGCAGAUUGCCCUUUGACUACCACUUGCUGGCGAACACAUGUGGGAAUGGACUGUUGCACUCUUAUCUUCCUUGUGGGCUUUCCAUAAACAUCCGUUUGGCCACAGUGGGAACAGAAUGCUGGAAUAGGUGGGCCUUUGCUCUGAUCCAGCAGGACUGAGUUCUUACAGGCUUUCCCACACUGCCAUCGUGUGGCAAAUCACCCACUGGGCAGUCCCUCUAGGAGGAAAAAGCUCCUCCACUGUGACCUAACCCUGUUUCAAAGAAACUUCAGUAAAACAAAUUUGGGGUUUAUUUGAAUGAAGGCAUUCUAUAACUGUAGGCACCAGGGAACAUCUCAUUCUAACACUUAGACAUUUUAAAUACUGGUGAAUUUAUUUAUUAUUUCACAAAAUUUAUGUAUCACUUGAUUGUAAGAAAACCAAAGUGGUUUACAAAAUAUACAAAAAUAUAAUAUUACAAAAUAUUACAAAAAUAUAAAAGCAUUAAAAUUCUCAGUAAAGCACAGUUAAAGGCACUUAAAAAUAUUCAGAAUGUCCCUUCUGAACAUCAGUGCAACAGAGAGAGCAUGCAGACAUUCAGGAAAUCGCGAUCAAGGGGAGGCUGUUUGUGGCAGGAGCAAUCUAUGCACUAUGCUUAUUGGUUGGAAUCUUGUGACAUCAGAAACAAACCCACGCUUCCUGGUCCAUUCAUAAAUGGACUGAAUGAUCUUUUAAAUGUGUAAAAGCACGGGCAGCUGUUUAAACAGCAGCAACAGUAGAAGUUGAGCUUCAUUCACAGAAAGCGUCAAAGCUGGAAAAAAUGCUUCAAACUCCUCCUGUGUGUUACCAACCUUCCAUGCUUCUCCCAGGUAUUUGCAAACUUGAAUGUCCCUGUGCUCCUGAACAGCACCUAGACUUCUUUUACUUUUGGAAGUCAGGACUCUUAACCCUUCCUGGCCUUCUCCACCCAUGGACAGCUGUCAAGUCCUGUUGCCACAGGUGCUUCUCUCUCUUCAAACACACAUCCUCUCCUACUUGGCGUUGGCUACUGGCAGCAGGGCAUGCAUGACCUUGGAUGGGAGGGCCGGGUUUUGCCCUCUAUUUGCACUGCGGCAUUGUAGUGCGUGCUAUCUCUCUCUCCCUGAUGUUUUAGAUGGAGAAGGGCAAAAUGGAAAGGAGGAAGAUCAUCUACAUGGUCCAGGGCAAAGAACACCAAGAUGAGCCUCUCAAUGACCGGUUAAGCAUCACACCUGAUUUCUUCCUGAAGAUUAACAAGGUGGUCCUGCAGGAUGCCAAGAAUUACGUGUGCCAGGUGGGGUUCGGCAUGCACGGCGUCGCUGAGAACCGGAGUGAACUGCGCGUCUCCAGUGAGUGGUUCUGGGGGCCCUUAUCCUACACAGGUGAAAUACACAGUGUUUUUGCAAUCCAGACCUUCCUCGGAUUGCAUACCUUGCUGGAUUGCAGGUGGGGCAUGUGCUUAACUGUCCACAGGCAACCACACAGCACCCCCUUCAUCCCAACUAGAUUUGUUGUUAGUCACUGGGAGGCACAUCCUGUGGUUGCUUCGUCACUGUGGUCCCCUGAACCUCACAGAAUGGCUGUGCGCCUGAUGCGUAGUUGCACCAAGCUUUUCUCUUCUUUUUUAAUGCCCCCUCUGCCCCUGUUACCAUGACACUUUCUCUACGCUCUUGGCCCUUGUUCGUGCCACAGUCGUGGGUUGGUUUGACAUUUGUAUCCCACCUUCCUCCCGUAAGGGAACCCAAGGUGUAGUGCACAUUUGGUUCCCACAUACUGAUCAGACUCGGGUCUCCUUACAUUUAGAAAGGUGGCUGCUUCAAAGCGGCUUCAGAACACACCCUGGGACCCAAACUUUGUUCUUCUGGAGUUUGGUGGCAGCCUUUUGCACUGGGGAGGCUGGGUUUUAACCCACUUGCGCUAAUAUUUAUAGAGGUCAGCCUUGUAAAUAAGCCCACAACAGUUGCUGGUCCAUAAUUCUUGUUUAUGUCAUGGUGACCAUGGAAGAGGGGAAAGACUCUUCCUUUGCACCUAGCAUGGAAAUGCAGACCUUAAGCCAGGCUAGUAAAAUAAUUGCCUUCUGCCAGCUGCCUAGCAGAGGAGGAACACAGUAAGCCAUCCCUCCUUCCCCCAGACCAGUAUGGAAACUGGGUGGGCUAGCAGAAGAGGGACAAACAACCCAUCUCUCCUCUCCCUCUUGAGUUACUAAAUGCAAGGCUCGGGAUUGGGCCUUCCAUGCGCAUGACCCUCUGCUAAGAAGAGGAGAACAGGACCCAAGGAGUUUACAUCUCUGAAGUCCAACACUGGGGCAGGGGAGGGAGAAGUGACCAGAGGAUGAAUAUAUGGUUAUUUCAGUUAACACACUUAAGCUUGGUUACGGUAGAAUAUGGGUUCCGCCAAGGUUGAUUUUGAGGAGAGAUUUGAAGCAAGUAAGAGAGGUGGACUUGUGCUCGUUGUAUAGGAGUCUGUUCCAGGCUUAUGGUCAAGAAGGGCGAAAAGAGUGAAGCCUUUUGAAGAGGGAAAAUACCUUUGAAUGGUGGUGUAGCCAGAGGAAUGAAGGUCAUUGAUGAGGGUGAGUUAGGAUAUGAGAGCAGAGAGUUGAUGGGGCACUGAAGGUAAGAGGGCUUAUUGUGUGUCCAUUUUGGCCAUGGGGCUUAUCGCACAGUAAGAGGACAUGCCCAGCAGAGUCUAGGCUGUGGUUGUUUUAUUCCCUUCUGCCUCACCACUUAGCCCUGCCUGGUUUCUUUCUUCUUUUAGAAGCUCCAGAAAAACCUGAGAUUCAGAAGACUAAUCGUGGUAUCAGCACAGGAGACCCUCAUUUGAGUGAGGUAAGAACUGUGCUGUGUUUAGUGCACCUGCAAUUAUUAUUAUUAAUUACCUGCCCUUUACCAUAACGUCCCAAAUUAAUAUACAACUUUAAAAACAGUUUAAAACUUGCAAGUAGGGAGGGAGAUGGUCUUUCGCCUGUUUGGGUCCUGAGUUGUUUAAAGCUUUAUAUAUGAGUACUUUGAAUUGGGCCUGGAAACAACCUGGCAGUUGCACUUCACAAAGUUGUAUUUGGUAUCUGCCACAGAAUUCUUCAUCCCUCGCCUUCUCUGCUUAUUAAUAAUUUUUUUAAAAUAUACACUUUGCAGGUUUGUAGUUAUUUUGGUCCAGCAGGUAAGUUUGUAAAUGUUGAGAUGUCUCCAAAACUAUAUGGGUUCUGAGUAGGAUUAUUCCUUGCUCUUGUUUGGGCACAAAGUAGAGAGCCUUGGCUAUGUGGGAAUCUGCAGACAGUAGAAGUACUCCUUGAAUUACACUCAAACCAGGCUAAACCUAGAGUAAGGUUACCAGAUUUUUUUCAAUGAAUCCAGGGACACUUUUCAACUUCAAUCGAUUUUGUAUGGGGACUGAUUUGUAAAUCCGGGGACUGUCCCCGGGAAACGGGGACAUCUGGUAACCUUAACCUAGAGGCAAAUCCUAGCCCUUUUGUCUCAUCUAGCAGUGGAAUGGAAAGGGAGAGAAGCCUAACAUUCUCAAGAGAGCCAAAUUUGACUAUUGCUAGCAGUAAGGGGGAUGUUGCAGUAAAGACUACAUUUUUUGCUGAAGCAGCAAGAAUGUAAUUUUAGCACCAAAAAAUCACUAGGAGUACAACACAGUGGUGCGUUAGAGACUUUGCACAGCCCACAGCUAUCAAGAUAUCGUAAAGGAGACUAUGAGCCAAUUGCCCAGCCUUGAUUUAUGGAAGUGAUGUUUUGUUGCACUAGCAGGAAGCCUUUUUAUGUAAUCUGGUCUGGAUCUAGAAUGGAACAAGAUAAAUCAGUCUGGGAUUUGAACCCGUGGACUAUAAGCUCUGAAGAGUAUGGAGUGUUUGAGUCUGUCUGUCUUUCAGAUUGCAACCUGCACCAGCCGCAAUGGCUAUCCAACACCAACCCUCACUUGGUACAAGGAUGGAGUCCCUCUGAAGUUGGAUGGGAAUGGUGAGUCAUUAACAGGUUAAAUCUGUUAAAGCAGACUCGGAGGCAUAGAAAAGCCGGGUACAGUCCAGAAGCUUAUUACAAGGCAAAGGGUUAGCAGGAAUUAAGCCCAGUCUAGGCACAAGGGCCCAGGGUUCACAAGUCCAAGAUGCAUAUUAAGAAUUCCAGUGUGGCACAGGAGCUGUGAUGUUGUUCUAUCAAGUUUCCCUGCCUACCCAGCAUGCUUUUAAGCAGAGGCAAAGAUGGCCAGCUACUCCUCACGAGAAGCCCUGUUCCUAUGGGGGCUCCAAGCUGCUGCCUUUGGAGGGACGUGCCUCCUCUUUUUUUCUUGAGUUGCCAUUGUCAUCUUCUUGCUCCAGUGCCUGCAGUUCCUGGUCUGAAUCAGAGUCCUUCAAGGGAAUUGUGACAAUAGGCCAUGGUGCCCCAAAAGGCAGAGUCUUGGCUGCAGAACAGUAUGAGUAAUGAUGGGUGAAUAGUACAAGUUGGGGCAGCUCAGCAGGGGAAGGAAGGGCUGCUUUCAUGGAUCGGCAUCUCCAUCACCCAUCCGCUGGUGUUAUUGGCAGCUCCCUCCAUCCUCGGCCUCUGGAGGAAGUGACUUAAUUAUCCUUAAUUAUAUUGGGCGGACUGUAAUCGUAAGCUGCCAUGGGAGUUGAUCUUGCCUGUAAAGUGGGUUAUAAUAUGUUAAAUGAUACAAUAUGGGGCAUCAAAGCUCAUGGGAAAAGCAAAACAUCAGUGCUACAGAUCUGUGAAACGUUAGCACAAGGGUCAGCAACCUUUUUCAGCCGUGGGCCGGUCCACCGUCCCUCAGACCAUGUGGUGAGCCGGACUAGUGAAGAAAAAAAAUCAACGAAUUCCUAUGCCCCACAAAUAACCCAGAGAUGCGUUUUAAAUAAAAGCACACAUUCUGCUCAUGUAAAAACACCAGGCAGGCCCCACAAAUAAUCCAGAGAUGCAUUUUAAAUAAAAGGACACAUUCUACUCAUGUAAAAACACGCUGAUUCCCGGACUGUCCGCGGGCCAGAUUUAGAAGGUGAUUGGACCGCAUCCGGCCCCCAGGCCUUAGGUUGCCUACCCCUGCGUUAGCACAUGCCAGUAUGUUGAGUUUGCAGUAAGGGUUGUCUUAGCUGGAGAAACAAGGCCAGGUGACCUUUGCAGCAUAAACUGCUCCUUAGCAGAGUAACAUGUAAGGUUUGUAGCUGCUCUUCAGAAUAGUCUUCUACUUGACCCUUCCUCCAGCAGGUUUUCACCCAUGCACACUUUUCACGAAUUAAAUGCUCUUCCUAAACCUCUCCUCUCUUCCUCUUUCAAUCAGAAAUUGAGAUCCGUCCCGGCCUCAUUAAGGAAUCAAGUGGCCUGUGGACUGUCCGCAGCACCCUUUCGGCAAAAGUCACCAAAGAAGACCGCAGUGCUGAGUUCUACUGCCAAGUCAGUUACACCCUGAUGGGGAAUAACAAGACAUCCAAGUCGGACAGCUUCAAAGUCGACGUUCAUUGUAAGGCUGAGCUCCUUUUAGCAGCACUGAGCACAUUCAUUGGGAGGUCUAAGAAAGGAGAAGACCGAGCCUCAUGCAGAAGUGCAACUAGGGAUGGACUUUGGGGCCAAAACCCAGGACCCCACAUCCCAAGGGACCUUGAGGACCAACCAGUACAUUAAGGGGAGCUACAUGGGUGCUGUUAUUGGGGGGAAACACAUGACAUGUAAUAGGGCGGUAUAUAAAUUCUAAUAAUAAUAAUAAUAAUUAAAAAAUAUUUUGGUGUGGCAGUCCCCUCCUCCUUGCCCCUCCCAGCAGUUCUUUAUCUCUUUAUAAAUUAUUUGGAUUAAGGAAUUUAGGGAAUGCUCAUCCAAUUUGCAGAUGUCACCAAACUAGGAGGGGUAGCUAAUGCCACAGAAGACAGAAUCGGGAUUCAAUAUGAACUUGAUGGAUUGGAGAUCUGGGCCAGAACUAACAAAAUGAAUUUCAGUAGGGGCAAGUGUAAGGUUCUAACUUAGGCAGGAAGAAACAGAUGCAUAAAUAUAGGAUGGGGGACACCUGGCUUACGAGCAGCGCAUGUGAAAAGGAUCUAGGGGUCUUGGUCGACCACAAGCUUAACAUGAGUCAGCAGUGUGAUGCAGCAGCAGCAGCAAAAAAAAAAAAAGCUAAUGUUAUUCUAGGCUUCAUCAACAGAAGGAAAGUAUCCCAAUCAAGGGAAGUAAUAGUUCUGCUCUGUUUUGCCUUGGUCAGACCACAUCUAGAAUACUGUGUCCAGUUCUGGGUGCCACAAUAUUAAGAAGGAUAUUGACAAGCUAGAACAUAUGCAGAGGAGGGCGACCAAGAUGAUCAAGGGUCUGGAAACCAAGUGUCUUAUGAGGAACAGUUGAAGGAAUUGGGUUUCUUUAGCCUGGAAAAGAGGCCUGUCACAAGGAGGAGGAAGCAAGCUUGCUUUCUCCUGCUCCAGAAGCUAGGACCUGAACCAAUGGUUUCAAGUUACAAGAAAGGAGAGUCCCAACUAAACAUCAGGAAGAACUUUCUAGCAGUAUGAGCUUCUUUAGACAGUAGAACAGAUCCCCAUGAAAGGUGGUGGGCACUCCGUCCUUGGGAGGCUCUAAAGCAGAGGUUAGGUGGCCAUCUGCCAUGGCCACUUUAGUUGAGAUUCCUGCAUUGCAGGGGAUUGGAUGAGAAGCCCCACUUCCAGCUCUUAGGAUUCUUUGAUCUGCUGUCUCUCCCAUGUUUCUCUGCCUGCGCUUAUUAGGAGAAGCACCAGAAGGCGAAUGAAGGUUCUUUUUUCCUCUGCCCCUCUCUGUAGACCCCUCUGAGAGUCUCCGCUUCGUGAUUGAUGCUCCAGGCCCGGAUGUGAAGGAGGGAGAUAAUGUGACCCUGCGCUGCGAAGCGGAUGGGAAUCCGCCACCUCUGUAUACUUUGUACAGAAUGGGGGUGAGCUUUGAUUGCAUUUAGGGGGGCUGUGGCCCUACUAAACAUCUUCCAAGACAACAAUGCCCACUUACACCACAAAAAACUCAUAACCCACCUACUUUCAGCCGCCAGACACACCAUAACCAGACACUGGAGAGACCUGUCAGGAGUAAGCAUGGACCAAUGGUACCAAAUAGUCUGGGAAACAGCCUUACUAGAAAAAUUAACCAAUAAACUGAAACUGACACGGGGACAAACAGAAAAAGACGCCUUUUCCCCGGUAUAGCUCCCCUUUAUCACAUACACAGCCCAACAAGACAAUGACAAUAUUCCACCAACAGCAUACAAAUCAGUAUGGCUAACCUGAUCCAAAACACCCACCCAUCCCACUCACACACGAAAACAAAGCUCACCACAGCCAAUCACAAACAAACAAGCACACCCUAGGCCAACCCCAACCUCUCUCACCACCAAAGGAACACAAGUGAACAGCACAAGCAACGCUGACACCAAACCCUACAUACAGUGGUGCCUCGCAAGACGAAAAGAAUCCGUUCCGCGAGUCUCUUCGUCUUGCGGUUUUUUCGUCUUGCGAAGCAAGCCCAUUAGCGGUUUAGCGGAUUAGCGCUAUUAGCGGCUUAGCGGAUCAGCUGAUAAGCGGCUUAGCGGAUCAGCUGAUAAGCGGCUUAGCAGCUUGGGGAAAAGGGGGGGGGAGGAAAAAAACCCCGCAGGAACUCGCAAGACAUUUUUGUCUUGCGAAGCAAGCCCAUAGGAAAUUCAUUUUGCAAAGCACCUCCAAAACGGAAAACCCUUUCGUCUAGGGGGUUUUCCGUCUUGCGAGGCAUUCGUCUUGCGGGGCACCACUGUACAUUAAACAUAAUAGAAACAUAAUGUCUCAACAAAUGCAUAAUGUCUUAACAAAUGAAAUGGAUUUGUAAAAAGGUUACAUGGAAAAAAUAUGAGAGAUAUUACACAUACUUCUGUAAAACAAGAAACUCUUUAAUAAUAAUAAUAAUGAAAGAAUGGAGGUGAGCUUGCAGCACAGAGGAAGGUGCCGUAUAUCAAGCCACAGGCACUAGGUCCAUCUAGCUUAGUGCUGUCUACCACACUGGUCUUCAGCUGAGGGGUCAUCCCCUGAUUCAAGGCAGGUUGCAACAGAAGCACUACCACCAUGCAGAUAUAAAGUACAAGAUGAAGAGAUGGGACCCUGAAUACAUGUUUGAGUUAAAAAAUCAACACUGGUAAAAAAAUAAUAAGUGAAAACAAAUCAGAAACCUAGAACAGACAGGCCAUCAAAUAUCUGGGAGGGGCAGCAGGAAAAUGUAACCCUGUCCUGAAAAGAUAGAUAGGAUGUUGGUGACUGGGUCUCUUGGCUGGGCAGUAUUUCCUCCUUGUUGUCAUCAGCUUGCAGGUUCAGCCUUUGUCCUUCUUUGUCUUGCACUCUGCUAGGAGGAGGAAGCCUCCGGACAGGGUUCUGAACAGGGGUUCCUGCACCUUUACAACAUCAACAAGGAGCGCAGCGGAGUCUACCUGUGCAAAGUGCUUGACCUGCAGGAUGUUACGCUUGUGGAGCUGACGGCCAACGUGACUCUGCUGGUGAACUGUGAGUAGGACCUGUGGGUUUUAUUCAGUACAAAAUGGCCUGUUGGGUUUUCAUUAGAGCCUUCAUCUGGUUUUGAGAAAUCUUAGCUGGCUGUUCUCGGGAGCAUGAGCUGAUUGAUUUAAAACUGCAUAAAUGUGGGGAUGGGAAGCUGGCUUCCUUGCUUUUGAAUAUGGCAUUCACAGGAAUCUUCUUGGGAGAGGUGGUUUUUGUUUUGACAUCUGCCUUACAAUAGAGGCACAGUGCUAAUAUAAUUAAGAUGUUUUUCACAACAUGCCAGCCAAUCUAUGGACUAAACUUUGUACCCGUAGUUGUUAGAGAACCCAGAAUUUCAUCAGUAUGAGGGAUGUGUGAGAGCCAAGCAGAAGCAUUGGAGGCAGUGAGAGAGAGGCAGUGGAUAUACUCCUCUUUGCUUCAGCAAAGCCUUCAUGGAUGUUCUGAGCUGUUCUGUUUAUCAGAAUGAUGUGGCUCUUCAGGUUUUGAUUCCCAGGCAGAUGUAACCGCCAGAGAGAAAUAGGUGCUUCUCCACAGUGCAUAAAGAUGGGGUGAAGCGAAGGAAUCUCAUCUGUGUUGCCUCAAGUAUAUGAUUUCUCUCCCUUAGAUCUUGAUGAGCCUGUGAUAACCUCUGUGCCUCCAGUGACCUCGCUCAGACAGCUGCAGGAAGGAGAGGAUGCGCUCCUCACCUGUAAUGCAACAGGCUCCAAGCCCUUGGCAUUCCACUGGGAAAAGGUAUUCUCAUUUUAGGGCUGUUGACUUGAGUUAAUGGUGUAUUAGAUUGCAAAUCAAAAACACUUACUUUGCAGUAAGCCACAUUGAAGUCCCACUGCACACAAUGUAAACAUGCACACAGUUGCUCUGUUAGCUGGUUAUCUGUCUGGCUGUUGACCAGUUGGUAAACCAAUACAAUGGAUUCUUGGUUCUUGAACUUAAUCUGUUCCAGAAGUCUGUUCGACUCCCGAAAUGUUAAAAAAUGAAGGAGUGGCUUCCGAUUGGCGCAGGUGCCCUGGAAACAAUAGCUGACAGCCACAUCGGAUGUUCGGCUUCUGAAAAGUGUUCGAAAACCAGAACACUUCUGGGUUUUUGGUGUUUGGGAGCCAAUUUGUUCGUCAAAUAAGCCAUUUCAAGAACCAAGGUUCCACUGUAUAUUUCACAUCUGGCAACCAAUGCACCCCUUGAGGGGCAGAUAGUACAUGGGUAUACAAGUCUAAAAAGCCCAGGACACAAAUUUUCACAGCCCUCUAGCAGCUAUAUGGCUCAUUUACCAGAAGUACAGUGGUACCUCAGGUUAAGAACUUAAUUUGUUCCUGAGGUCAAUUCUUAAACUGUUCUUAACCUGAAGCACCACUUUAGCUAAUGGGGUCUCCUGCUGCCGCUGCUGUGCGAUUGCUGUUUUCAUCCUGAAGCAAAGUUCUUAACCCAAGGUACUAUUUCUGGGUUAGCAGAAUCUGUAACCUGAAGCAUCUGUAACCCGAGGUACCACUGUAAUGUAUUUAGCAUUAACUCUGAAAGUAUCUACUUGAUUCUGACCAAACUAAACCGCCCAAUGUAUAUUGUGCUUUUCCAGAAAGGGAGGGUGAUUGAGAAGGGGAAUCUUCUGAACUUGACCAACGUCGGCUUCGACACCUCAGGCAAAUACACCUGUGUUGUAGAGAUGCCGAUGCCAGGCACCCCUGCUGUUUCCCGCUCCAAACAGGUUCAAGUGACCGUCCAUGGUAGGCAUCGCACAGUGACCGCUCUCGCUAAGUAUCUUUCCCCCGAUCCCAGUCCUGGGUGCUGGGGCAGCAACAACAAUUAGCCACCUCUUCUCCUUGCAGCAAAACCAGUGCUGGUCGCACGGAAGGAAGUGGUGCAUGUCCAAUCAGGCGAGAUGGUGAACUUAACGUGCACCGGGUACUCGACACCCCCCUUGCUAAUCUCAUGGAGUGUCAAUGGAUCGGUAAGAUGUGCUCUUUGUGGGGUUUAUUUCAAAGAUAUAAAUGGAGAACUGUGAAGCGAGGAGGCCCCGAUUCAAAUCUCACCUCAUCAGCAAUUCACUUGGUGCACUUGCUUAAGCCACUGCUGUCUACCUCACUCCCCCCAAUAAUAUAAAAUGAUAUAAUAAUAAUGGUCAAUCUCACAGGGGUAUUUGUAAGGCUUUAUGGGAUGUGAAUGCUUUAUGAAACAUGCUGCAGAAGGCAAUAAUAUUUAACAAAUGUUCCAUAUUUUUCAUGUCCGAAGACUGUUUCAACAAAGUAUAAUGUGUCUUUCCCCCAUUCAAUAUGCUUUAGUGUGCAGGGAUGGGUAACUUGUGUCCUUCCAAAUAUUGUUGAUUUGCGACUCCUCUCAUCCCUGACUUGGCCGUUCAACUCCCUUCAGCCCCAGCCAGCAUGGGCAAUGGUCAGAGAUGAUGAGAGUUGCAGAGCAGCAAUAUCUGGAGGGACACAGUGCUUGCUGCCCUGUUUUGGGUUGUUUUGUUUUAAAUUCUCCUUAGGAGCGUUAAUCCUCCCUCCCUUUUCUUUCCACAGGUCUUUACUUCAGUCAUGCAGGGUCAUCAGCGCAACAGCACAGUCCUGUUCCAAGUCACUGAAGCCCUUCUAGAAUCGGGAGUCAAUUGCACCGCCAAAAACAGGAUGGGCACCACUCAGCACCACUUCAUGCUGGCACAGAGUAAGUCCAUCCCUUUUGUCUUGAGAAGAGGGCUCAUCCACACUUCCCGCUUGUCCCGCUCAUUAGGACUGUAUCAGAGCAAACUUCAAUUCACGGGAAACCCAAUGGGCGUUUGCUCCGAUUCCGCAAUAAAGAUUGAAUAUCCGCAGGGGAAAGCAGCGAGCCAAGCGAAAGCCUGAAUGAGCACAGAAUGUGUUGGUGGUGACGGGUACAUUUGCCCUUCUGGGAAGGGCUGGGGCUGGGGAAAUAAUGGUACCCUCCAACAUUUUUUCUUCCAUCACAGCUGUCCCCAACACCAGAAGCAAGUAUGCCAAGGCGCAUCAGUCUGUCAGGCCCAGAAAGUGGUUUGAAGUAAAGCUGUGCUGAAAAUGUCACUCCACUUUCAUGAGCAUAGGAAGCUGUCUUAUGCUGAGCCAGACUGCUGGUCCAUCUAGCUUAGUAUUUCCUCUGUACCAGCAGUUCCCAACCUUUUUUUGACCAUGCCCCACCUAAACAUCUCUAAAAUCCGGGUGCCACCCCCUGGUGAUAUAUAACCCUUAUUAUUCAAAAAGUGAACUAUUCACUUGGAGAAAGUCUAAAAGGCCAUUAACUGUUAAUAAGUCAUUCUCGAAUUGCCCCCCUUAAACAUCAAAUUGCCCCCCUGUCGGGCAUGUGCCCCACGUUGGGAACCACGGCUCUACACUGAGUGUCAUUUUAUGUGACUAUUGCUGUUCAGUGAGAGGCUGUGGUUAUUUCCCAUAACCUGGUGUAAAGGGGAAUCCUGAGAGGGGGUGUGGUCUUGCAUCUUCCGACACCAAUACCCUGAAACUCCUAUACAGUGGUACCUCGGGUUACAUACACUUCAGGUUACAUACGCUUCAGGUUACAGGCUCUGCUAACCCAGAAAUAAUACCUCGGGUUAAGAGCUUUGUUUCAGGAUGAGAACAGAAAUCGUGCUCUGGCGGCGCGGGAGGCCCCAUUAGCUAAAGUGGUGCAUCAGGUUAAGAACAGUUUCAGGUUAAGAACGGACCUCCGGUUGCUGAGUUCUCUCUUCGUCUGUUUCAGAUGAAGCCAGUGGCUGUGUCAGCCCCUUCCUUACACAGCAAGGCAGGCAACCUAUGACGAACCAGUCCACUUCCAGCUUGUAUUUAUUCCUCUUUCUUUUCUUUCUUCAGGGCAAGAAGGAGGAACUCCCAAUGCCAAGACUGGUAAGCCCCUUACUGAGCAUUUACGACUGUCAAACGGACAUGAAUGUGCUGUCAAUGUUCUGGGAGCGAACCCACAGAAGAUGACUUGGGCUUUGCAGGAAGGAGGAAGCUGGGGAGGGUGUGAGUGUCCUGAAGGUGAACAAGGAGGGCUACUUGCAGGACCAGGCAUCUGACUUCCCAUACCCCAACCCAUAUAAAUAAGAGACCAAUGAGACUGGGAUUUUGGGUAAAAACAGGCCACAACUUUAUUGAAUACAGAUGAAAGAGGUUUGGUUUGGGCAUGGGGCAAUCUAAAUACUUCCGGCCCGCCUGCUGGAAGUGACGUGCGGUCAGUCCAGGCUGGGGGUUCCUAAGACUUACAUCCAAUAGGGUGACCCCCACAGGGACUGCCGUCUGGGGGAGUGCCUUCGGCCCUGGCCCCUCUGGGCAUGCGGACAUGGCCACUCCCCCCCGAAUCCCUUUAACAGCAUACCCCAGCGUUUGGAGGGGCAGACAGGGACUACAACCUCCCCUCCAUCCAAAACAAGGGAUUGUCCCAAUGCCCAACCAGUUGUGACGAAUUGCUAUGAGGUAGGCAAAACCACCGGGUAAGAGCCAAUUAUCCCAGUGGGCAAAUUCCUACCCGGCCCCAUAAAGAAUGGCGAUCACCAUAGUCACAGCAAAGUCAUUGCCUAUCAGCAUAAACCGUGGGUGAGUGGGAUGGGGAAACCUGGCGCAGGAACAAACAGGCUAUGUCCCAAGUGUGGGCUGCUUAAAUGGGCAGGGGGCGGAUCUGAGGGAAGCCCACCGCCGGCCGCAGUGGCUCCGCCCCCUGGCACAGCCCACGUCCCAGCCUGCAUUCCCAUUGGCCAAUACAGGGUGCAGGCUAGGAUCCGGCUCCUGAUAGGCGGCAGGGGGUUAUGCCCUCACCGCCUAUCAGGAAGGGCACUGCCGUUUGAAUUCUACAGUUGGGGCCCCAAGCUUCUGCACCAAGAGAGGUGACUUUCUGAAACCCACCAAAGAUGAGCCUGGUUGGGCAAUUUGCUUGAGAACGCCAUGUAGCGCCGCCACCAUCUCAUUUGUUCUAUCCUAGAAGAAAGGUGGUAACCGUUUUGAGUAAGUAAAAUACAUCAAAUGUGAGAGAAGAGGAAGAGGAGUGCGUAUCUGCUCGGCUCCCUUUGCCCUCGCAGAAGGUUAUGCUGGAUGUCAGGAGAGGGGUGAUAAUAUUUGGUCACCACCCUCUGAAGGCCUGAGGGAGACUGUACCGGAUGCCAACCUUUGCACCUUAGGGCCCUGAACUCCUUAAAAAGAUUAUUAUUGUUUUAUUAAUUUAUGAAUUGCCUUUCACAUAAGCCCAAAAUGAUUUGCAGUCAUAAAAACAACUAAAAUAGGUUUUUUAAAAAACACAAAACCCCAGUAAAGAUCAGUUGUAGAACAAUGAAAACAACCACCCAUCCAGUUGGAAAAACGUAUCAAAACAAAAAUAUGUUCCAUCGUUUCUGGAAAUUGCAAAUAGUAGCAGUCUGUCAUAACACUCAUUCAUUGUCUUUAUCUCUAGCAAAAUCUUUUAAAGAGGUCUACUUUUUCUUUUCUUAAACAAGGAAGUCUUAAAAUUUGUAUCCUCUCCUAAUCUUGGAGAGAAGAGAAUUUGGGGAGGGGGUUUGGUUUCUGCCUGCCUGCCAUUCUGUUUCUUGGGGCUUUGAGAGGUGUGUGGCAGCGGGAGGUCUUCUGGUUAACCACUUUGGGAAAGGGAUUCUGUAGAUUGUAAAUGUUCGUCUUUUUAUUACCGUAUUUUUCGCUCUAUAAGACGCACCAGACCACAAGACGAACCUAGUUUUUGGAGGAGGAAAACAAGAAAAAAAAUAUUCUGAAUCCCAGAAGCGAGAACAGCAAGAGGGAUCACUGCGCAGUGAAAGCAGCGAUCCCUCUUGCUGUUCUGGCUUCUGGGAUAGCUGCGCAGCCUGCAUUCGCUCCAUAAGACGCACACACAUUUCCCCUUACUUUUUAGGAGGGAAAAAGUGAGUCUUAUAGAGCAAAAAAUACGGUAAAUAGAACCUCCAUGUAAACAGGUAUUAUAACUUACUUCUUGUGUCAUUUUAGUACAUACUGUUGUUGUCUAUAGUUGAAGAGCAAGAAAAUAUGCCUAAUUUAUAUAUAUAGUUUCCAUUUCCCCCUCUUUUUAAAUCCAGAACUUCUUCAUACACAGUUUCAAUCAAUAAGAUUAAUGGGAAAAAUGCUUCUGACUGCGUUAUUGAGGGCAGCACCUUUUUAGUUACGUGAAAUUUGUUUUAAAUUGAUGAAUCGUCGAAAUGCUGCUGAUCUAAUUUAAUGAGUGAGCCUCCAAUGGGUCAUUUAAGCCAUCAUCUCCUUUGGAAGCCAAGAGCUUCUCACAAUCCCUUCGUGCUAAAUUGUUAACAUUACCUACAUUCUCCGCCCGCUGCUCUCCAGAUGGUUUUUCUACCCCCACCUUGCCAGAAAAUGAAACUUCAGAGUUUGGGUACAACCAGACACCCACUCCCCAAACUCCUGCAGCAAUGCAGCAAGGUACCGCUGGGAAUGACACACAAAAAGGUAUCUGUUUAUAAUUCAGCUAGGGCAGCCUCUCCCAUUGGUUGCAGAGUGGCACUCUGAGAAUCCUCCCCAACCAAUCGGAUCAAUGCAUGCUGUUGCCUGUUAGGCUGGUCUUCUGAGUUCAGAUCAUGUACAGGUAUGUGCUUUAAAAAGCAAGCACAAUUUUGUGCCAGGAUAAAGAAAAGCUAGAAAUGUGCACAGUUCUACCUCCCUCCCUCCCCUGCCCCUCUGGCAAUCUGAUUAAUUUCCUGAAAUUUCAGUAGGUAUUUGCCACACAUUCUCUUGCAUCAAGGGCAAGAGGCCUAGGCACCUGUUUAAAAAAAGAAAGAAAAAAGAACAGGACUUGGAUUUGUUUUGCAUGUUCUCUGGCUUUUCUGUGCUUCCAGGAAAUAGCAGGUGACACUUAGUCCUGAUAGCAGCAUGUUUAGUGCCCCCAUAUCCAGUGACUUGUGUUUUUUGGGUUAACAAUUUCUGAAGGCAGGGAGAGAGCACUUUGACAAAGUCUGGGAGCCUCUCCCCAUCCUCCCUGCAGCAUCUUCUAUGACACCUUUUCUGUGAUGCCUCUGAAAAUUUUUGCUACCCAAUCCCUCCAGCAGCUGCUUGGGUGCCUUUUCGCUUUGAGAAGGUCCUUGCUAGUCCUGUUCAGAAAGGCCUUCUCUUUCUCUGUCUUCCUCCCAAUGGCAGCAGCAGUUCUUCUGAAGUGGUCUCUGUGGGCAAGCAGAAACCGGUCAGCAAUGCUAUCAUGGUGGCGUAAUUUUCUUUACAAAACGCACACCUCAAACAUACCAGAAUUAAGGCCUGUGUGGAAAUUGCCUUCAUGGCGCUCUGCCCAUGCUCAGAGGCCCAUCUUUAUUUCAGCCUGCAGGGCUGAGCCCUGGUUCAAGCUUUGGGAGGAAGCCUGCGAAAUAUUGAGAGCUGUUUUCUGGAUACUAGAAAGGCUAUUAUAUAUUCCAAGUGGGAGGGGUGGGUGUGGGUGUUUGUGUGCGUCCUGUUUGCUGUUCUCGUCUUCAGACUUGGAGAGCCCAGCCUGCUCUUUUGUUUAAAAGCAGGAGGCAAGGUGUGUGGCUGUAGUAUCUGGCUUACCACUGCAGUAGAUGAGGUAUGUUUGGCAUGGCCCUGAAAGACUUGCUGUUCUUGUCUGUUGGAUUCCUGUAUUUUGUAUCAUUUUAAAUGCAUUUUAGCCUUAAGUGUUGGUCUCAAGUGCUUACGAGUUGUUGAUCUGCUAAAAUCUCACAAUUCCUAGACUGAAUACUUCAUUAACCAAGUUUCGGCGCUGUUUAAUUGAUUUUUCCAAAUAUGCUGAGGAAUGGCUUUUAAAUUAGAAUGGCUUUUAAUUGCCAUAUUAAAACAUCUUAAUUGAGAUGCUGCCACCAGCCUCUUGGGUUUAUUAACCUUCCAUUCCAAUGCCUGCAUUUAGGUUCAUCCCAAAAGCAGAGCCUUGGCUAGGAAGAUUUGUAUACCUCUGCACAUAGACUUUUUCAUGCCUGCCAUAGCAGGCAGGCAAUCCAUUAUCCUCCUGGUGAGAAGCCCAUCAAUGGUCGCCAAGUGACAGGAGUCCCACAAUCCUCUGCGCUGGACAUUAACACUUCCUCCCUUCCCCUUACGCUGCUCUCCAGAGGACUUUCUCACCCCCACCAUGCCAGGGAAUGAAACCUCAGGGUUUGGGUACAACCAGACAGCAGAAGGUAUGUUGGGAAGUCACCUGCUGAAAGGUAUAUUUUUCUUCUGCUGCUGAAGCAGCUUCUCCCAUUGGUGUGGGGCAACCCCUAGGGGCAGUCCCCAUCCACCAAUUGGACAGACGCAUGCUCUUUCUGCCUGUUAGCAUUUAUGCAGACUGGCCAAACCCAAAGGCAAAUGUCAGAGCUAUGUGAGCUCUUUGAAAUGUGAGCAACAAAAAGUGGGAUGUGGUUUUUUGCAGGGAGAAGAAAAUGCCCUGUGAAUGUGCAUGAUAAUUCCUUUUGAGGCUGCAUUCCUGGCCAUCCCAUUCAGCUCCUGAGGUUCCAGCAGGCCUUGGCCAGUUGCUGACACAGAAUGCCCACAGUCUUGAGGGCUAAGAACUUGCUUUUUGGUAGAAACAGGAGCUGAAUCUGAUUUCCAUGUUCUGUUGCUUUUCUGUGCUUCCAUGAUAUUGAAGGCAACACCUUGUCCUGAUAGGAGCAUAUCCAGUGAAUUGUUUUAUGCGGUAGCCUUUCUGUAGGCCAGGGAGAGAGAGAACACGUUUUGACAAAGUCCAGGAGCCUCUCCCCAUCCUCUCUCCAGCAUCUUCUCUGAUACUGCACUGUUUCCCUGAUGCCCCUGAAAGCUCUUGCUGCUUGGGUUCCCUUCGAGAAGGUCCUUGCCAGUCCUGUUUAGAAAGGUCUUCUCUCUCUCUCUCUCUCUCUCUCUCUCUCUCUCUCUCUCUCUCUUCCUCCCAAUGGCAGCAGCAGUUCUUCUUCUGAAUUGGUCUCUGUGGGCAAGCAGAAACAGGCAGCAAUGCAAUGAUGGCAGGGUAAUUUUCUUUACAAAAUACACAGAAUACCAGAAUUAAGGCCUGUGUGGCAAUUCAUGACGCUCUGCCCAUGCUCAGAGGCCCAUCUUUAUUUCAACCUGCAGGGCUCAGCCCCGGGUCAAGCUAAGCUUUGGGAGGAAGCCAGGAAAAUAUUGAGAGCUGUUUUCUGGAUAUGAGAAAGGUGACUAUAUAUUGAGACUGGGGGGCGGUGUAUGUACAUAUGCGUUCUGCUUGCUGUUUUUGUCCUUGGGGCUUGGAGAGCCCAGCCAGUUCCCAUGCGCUCCACACAUUUCAUUUAAAAGCAGGAGGCAAGGUGUGUGGCUGUUGUGUCUGGCUUACCACUCUGGGAAUGGAUUGCCAUAGAUGAGGUAUGUUUGGCAUUACCUGCAAAACUGUUGUCGUUUAUGUCUGUCCGACUACCGUACUUUAUAACAGUUUAAAUGCAUUUUUGGCCUUUAGUAUUUGUCUCUAGCGCUUAUGAAUUGCUCGUUUGCUAAAAACUCACAAUUCCUAGACUGAAAGCUUCAUUAACUUUGGUGCUAUUUGAUUGAUUUUUCAACUGAGCUGAGGAAUUGUUUUCCAAUUAGAAUGGCUUUUAAUUGCUUUAUUGGUAAAACGUUGCUGGCGUAAUUGAGAUGCUGCCACCAGCCUCUUGGGUUUAUUAACCCUCCAUUCCAACAUCCUGCGAGAGGUUCAUACUAAAAGCAGAGCCCUGGCUAGAACCGUUUGUGUGCUAUUGCCUAUAGACUCUUUCAUGCCUGCUGUAGGGGGUAGGGCAAGAAAUUGUCCUCCGGGUGAGAAGCCUAACAUGAUCUGGCAAAUGACAGGAGUCCCACAAUCCUUUGCGCUAGACAUUAACACUUCCUCCCUUCCCCUUACGCUGCUCUCCAGAGGACUUUCCCACCCCCACCAUGCCAGGGAAUGAAACCUCAGAGUUUGGGUACAAUCAGACAGCAGAAGGUAUGUCGUGAAGUCACCUGCUGAAAGGUAUCUUUUUUCCUUCUGCUGAGGCAGCUUCUCCCAUUGGUGUGGGGCAACCCCUAGGGGUGGUCCCCAUCCACCAAUUGGACAGACGCAUGCUCUCGCUGCCUGUUAGCAUUUAUGCAGACUGGUCAAACUCACAGGGAUAUGUCAGAGCUACGUGAACACUUUGAAAAGCAGCAGCAAAAAGUGGAAUGUGGGUUUUUUGCAGGAAGAACAACGUUGGUCUGUGAAUGUGCUUGAUUCUGCCCCUCCACCCUCACCCCCGGCAAUGUCAUUCAGCUCCUGAGGUUUCAGCAACCAGAUGCUCUCUCACAAAAUGCCUACAGUCUUGAAGGGCUAGGGAGCUGCUUUCCUAAAGCAACAGGAGCCAAAUUGGAUUUUUGUGCCCUGCAGCUUUUCUGCGCUUCCAGGAAAUCUCAGAUGAUCCCCAGCCCUGCGUGUAGCACAUCAUUCCAAUCCUCAAUGUCACACAUUAUGGGGUAGCUCUGUUGGGAGAUGGGACGGGGUGGAAAAAAUCAGCUUUGCUACAGCAACCAGGAGCCACCGUCCCUUCCAGCACCUUCUGUGAUAUUGUGUUAUUUCUUAUUCUGCAUCUGAAAGUCGUUUCCGUUACCACCUGUUCAGCUGCUGCUCGAGUUGCUUUUGCAUUUAAGCAGGCCUCCGUUGGGCCCCUGAGGAAAAUCCCCUCUCCGUGUCUCUCUUUCUCUCAAAAACAGUUGCAGUUCUUCCACAGCAGCCUGUAGGGAAAGGAAAUAUUAGGGGAGGACCCUGGGAGCAGUUUAGCUGGGCAGCUGUGCUUAAAUUUCUCUCUCUCUCUCUCCUCCAAAAUGAGAUAAGCCAGAACUCAGGCUGGUGUGGAAGUUGCUUGCAUAGCUCUCUGCACGUGCUCAGAGCCAAACUUUUCCUUCCAAUUUGCAGGGCUCGGCCUGUGCUGAAACUGAACUUGGAGAGAACGUCAGGGGAUGCUUUGGGGAUUCAAGAAGGGGGUGUGGUGUGCUGUGGGGCAGGGCAUGGUGGCAGUGAUGGUUUCUGGCUGACGUUCUCUUCUUGGGGAAUCUAGCCCUGUCCUGCUUUCGCAGGGGUGGGUUGUAGCUGACGAGUCACUACAGAAGUGGGAUGCUGUAGAGGGGAAAUGUUUGGCAUAACCCUGCAAAACUGACAUUUGUGUCCUUUAUCAAAUGGACCUCCCAUGGAUCCAGGUAGUAUAUCUCGUUUUUGUUUCUUUUAGGCUAUACUCUUGCUCUAUAUAGUGAAAGCAUAAUAAAUUAUGUGUAAUUUAAUAUGUAAAUAUGUAUAUAAAUUUUCUUUUGAAAUCUAGGCAUUGCUCAAUGUGCGAAUUCAUUGCCUAUUGUGGUGGAGAUUGUUGAUACAGAUUUUAGAUGUUUUAGCGGUUUUUGUUUCUACUGAUUGCCCAUUGUUAUGUUUUCUGAUGUCGUAACCUACCCUGUAAUCUAAGGUGGGGGUGUUUGAGUAAGUCAGUACAAUAACUUUAGUCAGUAGAUCGGUUUGGUGAUUCCUAGAUUUAAAACUUGAUUAAUCAGCUUGUCGUACUGUUAACUUUGGGGUGGGGGUGGGGGAAGUAAUCUGCUUACUGGGGAACUGAAUACCUUUUUUUUUUGUUCACUGAAAAUGGGUCUUGGCACAGAACAUUUGUAUGUACUCAUUUUAACAUCUGCCGCUCCAGCCAGGGGGCGAUGGGUAGGGGGCAUGUGAGCCAUCCUCUCCUUUGGAAGCCAAGAGCUUCCCAGCAUCCUUAGCACUAAAUGUUAACAUUUGCCUGCAUUCUCCACCCGCCGCUGCCCAGAUGACUUUUCCAACACCACCUUGCCAGGGAACGAAACUUCCGAGUUUGGGUACAACCAGACAUCAACUUCCCAAACUCCUGGAAGGGCUGAGGAAGGUAUCCUUUCUACUUCCGUUCUAGCCGCCUCUCCCAUUGGUUAGGGGGGCCUCAUCCUGAGGGGCUUCCUCAGCCAAUCGGACCAAUGCUUGAUCUUGCCGCCUGUUAGCAUUUUGCUGGCUGGUCCUCUUGACUCCAAACUCAGAGACCGUAGCCAGGGCUGUGCGCGCUUUGAAAAACACAACCAAAAAUUUGGCUGUGCGCGCUUUGGAAAAACACAACCAAAAGUUUUGUGCUACCGGGGGGUGGGGUGGGAGAGAAGCUGUGUCAGUGUGCAUGAUGGUCUUAUUUGUUUCUUUCUUUGCUAGUCUUCAGGAGCUGUAAGUCAGCUGCCCUCCUGCUCCUCUGGGAAUCUGAGUCAGUUCCUGAGGUUGGAGCAGGUGUUGGCUAAACUCCAUUGCCAUUGCCAAGAAGACUAGGAAACUGCUUUUUUUCCUUUAAAAAAAGAAACGAGCGGAAUUUGAGUUCCAUGUUGUGCUGUCCCUCUGUGUUUCCAGAAACAGCAACAUACGGAGCCUCGCCAUGAAGCAUUAUGGGGCAUAGCUUUGCAAGGAAGGAGUGGCAGUCUUGCCAUAAGAUCCAAGAGCCUUCCACUCCCUCCAUCUCCUUCUGAGAUGUAUUGGAGACUUCCCCAAUUUGGUGCCCUUCAACCGUUUUGGACUCCCAACAGAUUCCCAGCAGCCAGCCUGACCAGUGAUCAGGGACGAUGGGAAUUGUAGUCCCAAAACAUCUGCUGCCAGAACCCUCCAGCAACUGCUUGGGUGGCCUUUGCAUUUGAGCAGGUCUUUGCUUUAGAUCUGCCCAGACAUGCCUUUUCUCUCUCUUCCUCCCAAUGGCAGUUCUUCCAAAGCGGCGAGCGGAAAUAGCAGCAGUGCCGUAAUCUUCUUCACAGAACAGUGAAGUGAUGCCUGCACGAAUUGUGCCUUCGUGGCCCUCUGCCCAUGCUCAGAGAAGCCCAUCUCUAUUUCAACCUGCAGGGCUCAGUCCUGAUUCAAGCUACACUUUGGGAGGAAGCCAGGGAAAUAUUGAGAGCUGCUUUGUGGCUGCAAGAAGGGUGAUUCUGUUUGGAUUUUCUUUCCUCCUCCACCCCCCACCCCCCUCCCCAAGCAGAGCAGACAGCACAGGAGAGCAAAGGUGUGAUCAUUGUGGCCGUUGUCAUCUGCAUCCUGGCGAUUGCUGUCCUGGGCGCCGUCCUUUACUUCCUGCACAAGAAAGGGAAGCUCACCUGUGGCCGCUCAGGCAAACAAGAGAUGUAAGCACACACACCUUUCCUUGCAGCCUUUUGGGUGCCUCCCUCCUUCCCUCUCAUCCAUCUACCAGAGACCACGCUUCUUCCCUUCCUGCCCCCUCCCAGUCUCCUUGCACCAAGCAGCGCGCUUCUUCUGAUCCCAUGGGAGGGAGGAAGUGGGGUGGACCUUGAACUGCUGUUGCCCACUAGGCCCUUUGCAACGUCAUUUCCAACUCAGCAGCCUUAGGGGCGGAGCACCUCCUCUGAUACACAAAGCUUGAUCGGUGAUGGCUGCAGGCAGAAGACAUUUGCCCUUGGCCAUGAGAUUACGCCUUUCUGACUUCUGUCCCACCCAAGUCACUGGUCAAAUAGUGCUUUGCAAGCUUUAUAGAGGUAAAGGGACCCCUGACCAUUAGGUCCAGUUGUGGCUGACUCUGGGGUUGCAGCGCUCAUCUCGCUUUAUUGGGCGAGGGAGCCGGCAUACAGCUUCCAGGUCAUGUAGCCAGCAUGACUAAGCCGCUUCUGGCAAACCAGAGCAGCGCACGGAAACGCCAUUUACCUUCCCGCUGGAGUGGUACCUAUUUAUCUACUUGCACUUUGACGUGGUUUCGAACUGCUAGGUUGGCAGGAGCAGGGACCAAGCAACGGGAGCUCACCCCGUUGCGGGGAUUCGAACCGCUGACCUUCUGAUUGGCAAGUCCUAGGCUCUGUGCUUUAACCCACAGCGCCACCCGCAUCCUUUGCAAGCUUUAUAAGCGCCUCCGAAGCUGGCCAGAGACUCCAGCAGGGACAAGGUCUGUGAUGGGGUUCCCUUCCACUCCAUUGAAGCACUUGCCUAGCUCAAGCCUCUGCUGGACCCAGAGGAGCUGAAUGAUAAGCCCCCCGGGAACUGCUGUUCUGUCCCAGCCUGCAGCCCACCCACUCCGCAGGGAUGCGUCUCAACACUGUUACCCUCCCUCCUCCCUAGCACAAAGCCCGAAGCGCAUAAAGACGAGAUUGUAGUUGAAGUUAAGUCAGAUAAACUUCCUGAAGAGGCGGGGCUCCUGCAGGGCGCCAACGGCGAGAAGAGAUCGGCAGGUGACCAGGUAGGCCAGUUCGCCAUGACUAGCAGCGGCGGCUCGCAGAAGCAAUGCUUCAGAGGACCCAGAUAUGGUGUAUGCGUUGUUUUUGAUGCAAUGUGUCAUCCUUCCCCAAAUCCACCUUCUUGGGUUGCACAAAUGGCUGUUGGCCCGUGCUAUCCAUUCAUUUUAAAGAAAAAAAUGAUGUUCGGGGGGGGGGGAGGUUUGUAACCCAUGGUGUAGAUUGGCCCAGCUGCUAUGCACUUCUGCCCCCCACUCCCACUCCUGAAUGUGCUGUGGUUACGUUAGGAAGCCCACCACUGCUUCUUAAAGUGUGAUAGUGAACUGAACGGGGGAAGCUUAGCAUUUUCCACUGCUGAGACGUCCAAGCAGGAAGAGCCUGUGUCUCUGCAUAAGGGGUACAGCUCUUGCUUUCCCUCCAUACCUUUUAGCAUGGGCCAAAAGUGGGUUUCUUAGUGUCAGCAGAUGCCCCUCUGCCCGUCCCCUUAGGUCUCCCUGAUCCAGCAACUUCAGCCCCUGCUGCUCCCUGCGUUUGGCAGGUGCCCCUCCUGCCAGCUUCCCAUCAAGCAGCUUUCGUGCUCCAUGUGGACAGUGUGCAUGCAGCCCCAUUCUCUCUUCCCUUCAGCUUUUCUAUAAGCAGCCACCUAUGGGAGGGCUUUUCCUGCCUCUCUCCUGCAGUCUAGCCAGAGGAGCUUCUCUAUUCCAAUACAGAAAAAUGGUCCUGCAUGUGCUUUUUUAUUUUUUACUGUGCCUCCAAGCCAGUCACGCAAUCUCAUUCAGAACGGCUGCCAUCAUCUUACCUCACACCGCAGGGCAACAGAAGUGGGUGUGCUUGUAUUUUACUGGGCCACAAUCGCAAUGUAACUCUGUUUUUUUCUUUUGCUGCUUUAAAAAGGGAGAGAAAUACAUCGAUUUGAGGAACUGAGAAAGGAGAGACAGCUGCGCCCCUUUGAAGAUUUCUCCUGUUCCUUCUCGAUGCCUCCACCCCUCAUGCUCCCCCGGUCAUAGUCUUUCAGGCGCACAGCAGCAGCAAAUAAGGCACAAGAUGGCUCCACAGCAAUUAAUACUUUGCAACCUCACCCUCAGGUUUUUGAAGGACAAAGCAGCUGAAGCAAAUCAGCAGUUUUCAGACCAAAAAAAGGGGGAGUCUUAGUUUAAAAAUGACUCCCUUUAAAGGAUCCAUGUUAAGGGGGGGGGGUUGAGCGGGGGCAGGUAGAGGAACAUAUAGUCUACCAUAAUUGUAUGGGGCUUCAGUCAGUUUGUAAAAGAAAAGAAAAGAAAAAUUUAUAUCAGCGAAGCGCUUGCCGAGCUGAAUUGGUUGGAGAUUUUUUUUUUUUUUAGAGACUUGGUAAAUUGGAGAAGAAAACUUAAAAAUCUUACCAUAUAGACAGGAUUGGAGAAUGGCGAGUGUGUGAUGGGUUUGGCUCCGUCUGGCAUGUAGAAUACUUGUGGAAAGCCAGAGUUGCCUCAGCUGUUCCUUGAACUGUUGCUGUUCUUCGCAGCAAGGUGCUGAAGGAGCCCUAGCCCUCAAAACGGCAGAGGGUGGUGUGGGAGUGGAGGUAAGAAGUCUUAAGGACACUCACUAGGGACUCAGUUUCAUUGAAGUCAGUGCUGCUUACUUCCAAUUUAAUAUAAAGGAUAACUGUACAGAGAGGUGGUUCUCUCUGCACUUCAGAUGUUAUGAUAGGAAUAAAGUCUCUUUUUUGUACAAACACUGUAUAGUCACACUUGUUUUUACCCGAGAACGUAGGUUAUUGUCCCUUCUGCCUCCCCCCCCCCCCAAAAAACCUUUCUGCAGAUCUUCUGGGUUACCUUGCUGCAGGUGACACACUUGCCAGUCUUUGGAAGUCCUGCCUCUCCUUAGGCCACAGGAGGAGAAACAAGGCACUAAAAUAGGGUGUUAAGCACAUGAGGUAGUUUUCUACAAUUAUUUUGGGUUUUAUUUCAGUGUAGCACCAAGGAACCUGCUCUGUUAGCACAAGGAUUUAUGCUUCCUCCCUGGUGGUCCUCCCCCCCCCCCCCCCAAAUCUGUUUUCUCAACCCUUCGGAGUAGGGCAGAUGAGGGGGUAAGGAAGAGAGAAGUGUACAUUCUUGUGCUAACAGAUCGAGUGCACUGAAAUUCAUCUUGAAUUGCUCUGCUCUGAUAGCAGCAGCAGCAGGUGACACACGGAGAAUGUGAAGGAAGCUGGUGCCUGUACCAAAAUGAGAUUGUCAUGCAGCCUUCAAAGCAGGUGCUGAUGACAACUCUCUUCGUCCUUAAACAUGCCAGGAAGUAUUACAGGAUGCCGUAUUUCACCACGCUGGUCCAGUGCCUAAGAAAAGCUUUCUGCUUCUCUGUCCACACCCCAGAAUUCUAAAUGGACACCAGACAGAAAUACUGUAGCUAGCUGCUUCCAUACAAAAUUACUUCCUGCAGAGUUCGGUUUUCCAUUCCCUUCAAAGCGAAGUGAACAGCUUUCAACACAAACUGGGCAAAACAGUUAAGGUUUUGCUUUAGACACUUUGUUUUCCGAGUGGUUAAAAAGUGCAAACUCGUCAACCAAAAACGGGGGGAAGAAGGGGGUGUUGCGCUUUCCGUGUAAGCUAUAAAAUUAGCAAACAAACAAAAAAUGCUUUUGUUAUAUAUUUUUGUUGAUGUGUGUAAAUUUAAGAGUGUCUGAGUUGCAGGGUUUAUAUAUAUAUAUAUGUAUAUGAAAAAUAAAAAGCUAAAGUCUUCAA